AUGGAGCGAGAGGCCGGUGGCGGCGGCGGCGGCGGCGGCCCGGAGGUGUUUCUUUUCUCCGCUCGAGGGUCGGGGCUGCGCCGGCUGAGGCGCUUCUGGGGCUCCCGCGUUGCGGGGCGGCGGUGGCGGAGUUCCAACGCCCGCCUCUCGCUGAGGCCAAGCGCCUCACAGCAGCGGGCGGGCCGGAGGCUGGGCGCCCACCGUCCGUCCCGCUUGGCGUUGGUUUGCGACUACAGUUCCCAUGAUUCCAUGCCCUGGGGCCACGCUGGCUGACGGGAGUUGUAGUCCGCCGUGCGCCCUCUUUCAGGAGCUCCGCGCAGAGCAUGUCCCGACCGAAGGGGGGAGGGGCGCACCUUUCUCCUUCAACCCGCCUCUGCAGAUUGUUGAAGGCUCUUCAGGCCCUCCUAAUAAGCAUUCACUUAAGUCUUCAGUAGUUCUGUCCUGCACUGAUUUUUGUUUAAGCAUUCUGAACAGAUGGUGAUGCAUUCUUUUAAUUAUACUUUAAGAAAGGCCUUUAAUGAUAUUUUCUUCUCCCUAGGUUCACGAACAAGAACAUUAUUGUGAAAUACGUCAACUAAUUGUUCAGCAUGAGGAAGAAAUCAGAGAGUUGCACACUAAAUUAAAGGAGCAACAACAGUUGCUACAAAAAAUGGAAGCGACACACAAAGAAGAGAUGCAGCAAGCAGAGGUACAAUAUUAACUACAGCAAUAAUUCAAAGGUCCUUUGCUGCUGCAAAUACAUAUGAAAUAGGUCAUUUAAAAUAAGUGAACACAGGGAAGAUUAUAAACUGAAUUCUAAACCAAUAUCAUUUUUAAAAAAAUAAUCUGUCAAAUGUUCACAGUUAUUUGCCUAUAGAAUCAGAAAUGCAGAGUUCUAAGGAAAUAUGAGGAUCAGCUGGUCCAACCUACUGCAAUGUAGGAAUCUCAGCUAAAGCAUCCAUGACAGAUGGCCAUCCAACCUCUGCAUAAAAAACUUCCAAUGAAGCAGAGUCAAUCACUUUCCAAGGGAUUCCAUUCCAGUCUCUGGAGCAGGGGAAAACAAGCUUGCUCCAUCUUUCAUGUGACAAUCCUUUAGUAUUUGAAGAUGGCUAGCAUAUCUCCUCUCAGUGUCCUCCUGUCCAGGCUAAACAUAUCCAACUCCCUCAACCGUUUCUCUUAAGGCUUGGUUUCUAGACCCUUGAACAUCUUGGUUACUUGCCUCUGCACCCAUUCCAGUUUAUCAAUAUCCUUCUUAAAGUGAGGUCCCCAGAAUUGGACACAAGACCCCAGGUGUGGUCCAACCAAGGUAGAAUAGAGUGGUACUAUGACUUCCCUUGAUCGGGACACUAUACUUCUGUUGAUGUAGCCCAGAAUAGCGUUAGCCACCAUCCAUCCUUCAACUGCCUCUAGACACUCACAUAGGACGUUCACCGCCUUCACUGUUUCUGAUUUAAAUCGGAGGUAGAGCUGGGUAUCAGCAACAUACUGGUGAACACCAAGCCCCAGCCCCCUGAUGACCUCUCCCAGCAGCUUCAUAUAGAUGUUAAAAAGGAUGAGGGAAAUGAUGGAGCCCCAAGGAACUCCACAAGUGAGUGCCCAGGUGUCCAAAUCCUCACCCUUCACACCAUUUUCUGGACAUAGCUCAGGGGAAGGCGCGGAACCAUUGCAUAACAGUGCCUCCAGCUCCCAAUCCCUCUAAACAGUCCAAAAGGAUACCAUGGUUGAUGGUAUCAAAAGUGACUGAGAGAUCAAGCAGAACCAGGAAGCUGCUUACACCUCUGAACCUAGCCUGCCAAAGAUUAUUGACCAAUGCAACCAAGGUGGUCUCAGUCCCAUGAUAGGGCUGGAAUCCCAAUUGGAAGAGAUCCACAUGGUCUGCAUCUUCUGGGCAUGCUUGGAGCUGUUCAACGACCAUCUGCUCAAACAGCUUGCCCAGGAAUGAAUACUGGGUGAUAACUGGCCAUAAUGGCCAGGUCUAAAGAUUUUUUUUUAAAGAAGCGGUUUAAUAACCACUUCUUUAAGGGGGUCCAGGAAGACUCCCUCACAGAGGAGAGCAUUCACCACUCCACUACAGAGCUCAUUGGCCAGCCUUGUCUGGCUUGCUUUUAUGAGCCAGAAUGGGCAAGGGUCCAGGAGACAGGUGAUCACUUGUCAAAGAAGCCUGUCCACAUCCUUAGAGGUAAUUAUUAAUAAGCUGAAUAAAGAUACCUUCCUUACUGUCUAGUAAAAGUCACUAUCAUUGUGAUUUGGGAAAGGUGCUUUAACAUUAACUUGCAGUACCUCACUUGUCACCAUCACUUUGCCCCAUUGUUAAAAGUGGAAUCAUGGUUUGAGGGAAAUUAGGGUACUAACUAAGCCUGGCCCCUUUCCUUGAUGUUCACCUUUUCUGGUUCCUGCAGAAACAUAAUUCAGUGCCACGUGACAUCCCUGGUGCAAGGAUGUCCAGCUGGCAAAAGUGAGCCAUAGGAUUGCACUGUAAUAAACUGAAAGUAAUUGCAAGCAGGGUUAUGGGUUUCAAUUAUUGUCUUUCUUGACUGCAGGCCCUUCAUAAUCUUAAACUGGAAGCUUUAAGGCUAAGUUCAAAUAACACACACACAUCCCAGUUGGAACUGAUGCAGACUAAUCUGAGAAAAGAGAAAGAAACUGCCCUCAUGGAGUUGCGUGAGAUGCUCAACGAUAAACAUGCUCAAGAAGUAGCAGUUCUACAAGGUCAAUACCAUUUUGAGCUGGAGCGUAUUAAAGAACAGAGUGAUAAGGAAAAAGAAGAAAUGGUCGUGAAACAUCUAGAUGCCAUGGGUAAUCUACCUUGUAGUUUUCAGCCAAAAUAUUGCAAUCCAUAGAAUACUAGCACAGACAUUUUGAUGUUUUAUUCAGUGCUGUUUGAGAGCAAAAUAAAUGUCAAUUUUAAUCAUAGCAGAUAAUACUUUGAAAAUGAUUUAAUAAUAUACAGAGAUUAUAUAAAAUAUAAAAUUAAAUUCUAUAAUUUAGAAGUACAUAAUGCUUUUUGACAAGUGUGCUGUAAGAAAAGCUUUUUAUGAAACGAAAAACCCUCUGCAAAUUAUGUAAAAACAAGUCAUUUUAAUAAGCAUAAAUAUGCAAAUUCAGAAUAUUUGUAAAAGUGAGGGCGGGGAGCCAUAAGAACAAAGGAAGAUGCGGGGAAGGUUAUAUGAAGUGUGGAAGUUAAAGAGUAGAUAAUUUUUCUUUGAUAUUUUGAAAUUGUUAUUUAUAUUAGCUGACAUGCCAAAUAUAUUUAUGCAGUGGCGACAAAUUUGAUGUUUCAGAUAAACAGAAGAAGGAAAUAGCUCUGGAAAUGGAGAAGACACACACCCAGCUCUUAGAAGUAUUGUGUAUAAUUUAUUGUGUUUAAAUAUUUUCUUUUUAAAACUGGAUUUUUAUAUGAUGAAAAUUCUUUGAUUUACAUUACAGUUCCUCAGACUGUUCUCUCUCUCUCUCUCUCUCUCUCUCUCUGUGUGUGUGUGUGUGUGUACACACACACACACACACACGUGUUCCCUUUCUUAAAAUGUAGGAAUUGUGUGUACAUGCUAUCUUGCAUGGCUAGAUAUCCAAACAUGCUAAUACAAAUGCACUAACAAACUAUUGAUCAUGCAUCUUUAAAAUAAGAUCAUAAAAGUGAAUGUAAAGGCUAAUUUAAUGGUGGCAUCCAGUGUUCUUGCUGAAUGUUGUAUGAAAACAAGUGGCAGCUGCUAAAGAGAUCAUGAGAUAAAAGCAGAGAUGUUAGUUUCUUUCUGAAAAAAGAGUUGCUUGAACACACAUGGACUAUUGGGUAGGUCUUGUCCAGGAAACCCACUUCAUUUUUGCAAAGGCUCAACAAGUAGCAGCUGGGACUGACAAGUAACGAAAGUUAAAAGCAUUUAAAUUGAAAGAAUGAUUGUUCCUUUAAUUUAAAAGGCUAUGGAUUUUUCAGGAUACUGUGUGGCAAUUUUCAAUGUUAGACUUCAUUUUCUUUCAGAAUCUUAAAAGAGGAUGUGCAUCAAAUACAGACCUCACUUUAAAAAACUUGCAUGAAGAGUUAUCUGUGAAACAUCAGAUUGAAUUAAAUGAGAUGGAAAGAACCCUAAAUGCAGCAACUGAAGAAGUAAAAAGAAAGUUGAAGAGUCUUUCUCUUGAAAAAGAGCAGGUUGAAAGUAGGUAUUCUGAGAAGUUAUUAUCAUUACUUUUGGGCGCAAGAAGCAGUAUUUCAUCUGCCUCUAAAAAAGUAGGUGCUUUCCCACUCUUGCCAAUAGAAUGACAGCUGCAUCAAUUCUUGAGGUAUGUUGCUAUCAAAAAUGAGAGGCAGGUAGAGGAAGUAUUAGUCAGCUGCUAGAGGUCUGCGAAGCCAGACUGUGCACUUCAGUUCAUAUCCAAGUCUUCUCCUCCUUCCAAAAGUCUGUGACUACCCUCUAUCCUCCUUUGUAUUUUAUUUCAUUUAGCACCAUUCCACCUCAAGACUUCUUAAAAGUAUAGAUUAGCAGUACUGACAUCACUUCAGUCAUCCAACUCUCAUGAUUUCUUUAUUUAAUGAAAUUAUACUUGGCUUUUUGAGGAAACCCUCCACAGAGCAGCUUACAUUAUUUUAAAAUACAAAUCCAUUUCAUGAAACUUUUUCAAACAUAUAGGUGGAACCAAUAAACAACAAUAACUUAAAAAUCACCAAUAUAAAAAAAUAACACAAUCAUAUAUCAGUUAACUACUUUCAUCCUGACACCCCAUCAAAACCUUUUGAGAAAAAGUCUUUUAAAAAAUAAGAGAUUGGGGCCUGCCUAAUUUCACUGAAUUCUGUUAUUACAAGAAGGCCCUAUUACAGGCAUAGGCAAACUUCAGCCCUCCAGAUGUUUGGGACUACAAUUCCCAUCAUCCCUGACCACUGGUCUUGUUAGCUAGGGAUGAUGGGAAUCGUAGUCCCAAACAUCUGGAGGGCCAGAGUUUGCCUAUGCCUGCCCUAUUACAUGUCUUUACUGGUGGGCACUGAACUUGGCCCUUUGUACUGGUUGUUAAGGUAUAGGCAGAACUAUAUAGGUACAAGCAGUGCUAUUUCUCUAGAAAAUGAGGUGCUGGAACUCACCUUGAACGCCUCCCUUGUUCUCUUACCAUGGCAAUGGUGCCCACCUGAGAGAUGCUGGAACUGAGUUCCAUCGAGUUUCAAGUGAAAAAAAGCCCUUUAAAUAAUCUGGUUCCAAGCCAGUCAGGGUUUUAAUGGUAAGAACUAGCACCCUGAAUUAGAUACAGAAGUGCAGUGGUGAACAGUACAACUGAUGCAAAAAUCAGGGUAACAUAUUGUGACUGCCUGGCUUUCACCAAUAACGAGGUGACCAUAUCCUGUACCAUAUGAAGAUUCUGGACCAUCUUCAAAGGCAACUCUUUGUAAAGUGCAUUUAGUAAUCCAGUCUGUGACAAGUGAAUGGAUUACUUAUUUACUGGGUAGGAUUACAGUUGGUGUACCUGUCUAAGCUGGUAAAAAGCAUUCCUCGCCACCUCAGCUUCCCCAGUCAGCAGUGAAGCAUUUAGUGCCCCCGAACUAUGAAUGUGAUCAUUCAGGGGUGUGCAGCUCCUUGAAGCAGAAGUUGAACACCUCUUCCCAGAGUUAAUGGCUCUCUCAUGCGCAGAAACUCUCAUCUUCUUUGGAGAACCAGUUUGGUGUAGUAUUUAGAGUGUUGGAAAUUGACCUGGGAAGCAAGUAUUCAAAUCACCAUUCAGUCAUGAAGCUCACUGGGCAGGAGUGAACUAAUGAGCCCCAUCAGUGGAAGCUCUGCACAAGAACUUGCACAAUGGAACUUUUAACCUCUUUCCUCCCACCACCCACACUGAAAUUGGCUCAUGUGGCUGGGGGGUGAGGGUGGUAUGUGUUGGAAGAGCCCCAAAACAACACACAGGAGGAGAGGAGGCAUCAUUCUCUCCGGGAAGCCAUAGUGAUGGAACGGUCACCUUUGUGCAACAUUGAAUUCCUCUUAAUGUCUCUUAGCCUAAUCUACUUAAUGGUUGUUUUUUUAAGGAUACAGUGAAAAGAGUGAAAACUAUGUACACCACCUUAAGCUCCUUAGAAGAAAAGUGGGAUAUAAAUGUUACAAAUAAUAAAUUAAGCUUCAGUUUUUUUCUCCUUAUCCAUCUGAGGCCAACCCUCCAGGAAGGACCAGAGCUACCAGGAGGAUACCAUGGUUGAUGGUGUUAAAUAGUUCUCUGUCUAUUGUCCCUUGUGAAUUAUUUACCAGGGUGACCAAGGCUGUUUCCAUCCCAUAACUUGGUCCUCUGCAAUCACACUUUACACUGAAUCCACAUUUACCAAGGUUUUCAGUUCUUCUUUGUCUUUUAGUCUUUUUGAUUUUGCUAGUCUUAUUUAGCAAUGUCUGUCAUCUUGUUCUCUUUGUGACAUGAUGCUAUCCUGUUUCUUAGAUGACUUCCAUCUUCUCUCCUCUUUGGAUUUCCAGCCCUUGUCUUGCUGGGGUGGCUUGCAGGUCUUAUGUUUUAUCUCAUAUUCUUUUCGCUCACAUUGAUUUUCUGUUCAGAGCAAAAUGACUUUGAUGUACCACCCUAUCUAGGUUUCCUUAUUCGUUGUUUCUCAUUCUCUGAUUUUUGUGGUCCACCAGAAUUACUCUGAAAUAACAUAUUUUAUAUUCUAAACCUUUUCCCUUCUACACUUCUUUUUAUCUUCUUUUAAUAUUCUUGUUUCCCAGGCAUGUAAAUCUGGGAUAAAAAGGUAAAGGGACCCCUGACCAUUAGGUUCAGUCACGGACGACUCUGGGGUUCCGGCGCUGAUCUUACUCUACAGGCCAAGGGAGCCGGCGUUUGUCCGCAGACAGCUUCCAGGUCAUGUGGCCAGCAUGACUAAGCCGCUUCUGGCGAACCAGAGCAGCGCACGAAAAUGCCAUUUACCUUCCUGCUGGAGCAGUACUUAUUUAUCUACUUGCACUUUGACGUGCUUUGGUACUGCUAGGUUGGCAGGAGCAAGGACCAAGCAAUGGGAGCUCACCCGCCGACCUUCUGAUUGGCAAGCCCUAGGCUGUGUGGUUUAACCCACAGCGCCACCCGCGUCCUGGGAUAAGUUUCCUUAAUGCAGAACAAAAGAAAGGAAGUCUGUAAUUGUAGACUCUCCAUAGCCGAAUUCUACUUCUCUUUUGCUUCCCAGUUAUUGGGAGACUAAGGCUGCAGUCUUAUGCACCCAUACCUGGGAGUAAGCCCUAUUGAACAUAGUUAGACUUACUUCUGAGUAAACAGGCGCACAAGGCUACUGGCUUGUUUAAGUUAAUCAGGUCUGGGUCUGGUCAGUUCUUGGAUGGGUGCCCAUUUAUGAACCACACAUACAGGGUCUUGGGUUGCAUGAUGGAAGAAAGUUGGGAUAUAAAUGUUAAAAUUAAACUUGUAAGGAUUGCAUUGUAAUAUCACCUCUUUUAGACAAAGUACAGCAUCUGGCAUCGCUUUUCACAUUAUAAUACUUUUUUGUCAGAAACAUUGUUACAAAGAUUGUGGAAUUUAUUAGAAAACUUAACAGAAUUGUACGUAUGAAGUAGAAUUUAAAUUCACUGCUGACCUUAUAUACCUCUUCAGACGUUUGGACUGUUGUGAUGCCAGAAACUGGUUUGAAGCUGUCAUCUCACAAGUAGGGCUGUAUCUCAGGUGUAGAGUGCAUUCUUUGUGUGUAUUUUGACAGCUGAUAAGAAAAUUAAUUUUAUAACAGAACACAAUGUUAUUUUGUAGUGGAGCAUGAUAUCCUGAAAAACCAGUAUGAUCUGGCCAUGACAAAGCUGCAGGCUGAACAUGAACAAAAGUUGGAAGAUAUGAAAGAGCAAAGCAAGAAACAAGAAGAAGAAUUACAGCAGGAGGUAAAUAAGCAUAUUUAUGUUGAUUUUUUGCAAGGCUCUUUAUGUUUAUCAAGAUCUGCCUGAAUAUGAGAGUGAAAUGGCAGAGUGGGAAACAGCAGAUGAGGAUCUCCACAUAGGUGACUGGAGGACUGAAACAGGCAAAUGAGGGUGUUGGGAUGCUCUAAGAGAGGGGUGGAAUUAUGGAUAGAGAUAAUAAGAAACAUCUGGAGGUGGCAGUGAUAGACGUAAGAGAGAAAGGAUCUUCUGUACAAGUUGAACACAGAAGAAAACACCAUCAAGCUGCUGGCGAUCUUUGGGAAAAGAAUGGAAGAAAUAGAAAUGGAAGGACUUUUUCUUUAAAUUAAAGAUGGGAAAGCAUAGCCAAGAGGAAAUAGGACUGGAAAAUAUGGAAUUGGAUAGUAAUAUUAAUAACAAUAAUAAACUUUUAUUUAUAUCCUGCCCUCCCCGGCCUAGACUGGGCUCAGGGCGGCUAACAUCGAAUAUAUAACAUUGGUAUAAAAUCAAACAAUAGUUAAAUUACCUCCUAAAAACAAGUCAGGAUCAAAUUAAAAUCUAAUUAGAUGGCUUUCCGCAGAAUUAGGGUUGGGAACAGUAAAUGUUCAUCAGGCCCAGCUGUUUAUGCUGUUCUUAUAUGGGCCUGUGAAAAUGCUGGGAGGCCUCUUUCAUACUACAGUGGUGCCUCGCAAGACGAAAAGAAUCCGUUCCGCGAGUCUCUUCGUCUUGCGGGUUUCUUCGUCUUGCGAAGCAAGCCCAUUAGCGGUUUAGCGGAUUAGCGCUACAGUAUUAGCGGCUUAGCGGGCUUAGCGGAUCAGCUGAUAAGCAGCUUAACGAUCAGCUGAUAAGCGGCUUAGCGAUCAGCUGUUAAGCGGCUUAACGAUCAGCUGAUAAGCGGCUUAGCGAUCAGCUGUUAAGCGGCUUAGCUGAUCAGCUGAUAAGCAGUUUAGCGGCUUGGGAAAAGGGGGGGGGGAGGAAAAAAACCCCGCAGGAACUCGCAAGACAGUUUCGUCUUGCGAAGCAAGCACAUAGGAAAUUCGUUUUGCGAAGCACCUCCAAAACGGAAAACCCUUUCGUCUAGCGGGUUUUCCGUCUUGCGAGGCAUUCGUCUUGCGGGGCACCACUGUAGUUCUUAUACAAAAAGAGAAGGGGAGUCAGGCUGAGUCCUGACCAAAGGCCUGGCGGAACAACUCCAUCUUGCAGGCCCUGCAGAAAGAUGUCAAAUCCCGCAGGGCCCUGAUCUCUUGUGGCAGAGCGUUCUACCUGGCCGGGGCCAAGGCCGAAAUUAAUGAAGAUACAAGUAGAUAGUUACGGACUAUUACUCCAAUAAGAGUUCUUGGAAUUUCUUGAACAGAAAGUUGUUAUACUGGACUGGAGAAAGACUUUUUUUUGGCCUUUAGCAAUAAUAACAAUCAAAGAGCCCUUUUGGGACUUUUUGUGUGGAAAGAAGAAUGUCUUGAAGUGUCUGGGAUUGAAGAUUGGAAAAACGCCAAGCGGAUCGAGGACAUUAUCCUGGAAUACAACGAGAUACUAACUAUUCUGGAAUGAAUAUUUUGAAUAAUCUUUAUGUACAUAAUUGGCAGAUGGAGAACUGGAAGUCCUUAUUUCUCUCAUCUCUCUUUUUAUUUUUUAUGAUUUCCAGCUUUUGUCUUCUUCUGUAAACUCUCCUAUACUUACGUUUUGUUCUGUUUUUUGAUGUCCUGUACUCUGAGUUAAUGAGGAUACACAAAGGAAGGUGAUGGAUGGAUGAUGAAGAACCCUGUGUGAGAUGCAGAGAAGGGAAGAUCUCCCAGAGUGGGAGGCUGACAAGAGGGCAUUGCAUUUUCCUUUCUUCCUCCCACUGGUUUUUUUUUGUGUUCUUCUUUCUUUCUUUCUUGUAUGUAGAUUUGCUUUCUCGUUUUUUCUAUUUUUAUUUGGAUUAGUUUGGCUUUUAUUGUAUUGUAUGUUGAAAAGUUUCAAUAAUAAAAAAGAGAAGUAACUCACUGGUGCACCUGAACCCUGUUGAAAGCAGGAGUGAUGUCCCCAUGCAUCAGCUGAUGCACAAGGAGUUUAAUUCUGCUUGGUUCAGGUGUACAAACUAGUUCCUCACAGUGAACUAGUUGGCACACUGAAGCCCUGAAGGAAACUGGAACUUUCUGCACAUCGCCUGAUAAUGUCAUAAUGACAUCAGCUGACUGAUAAGUGGCUGGUCCUGUCCAUCUAUCAGGGGUGCAGUGGGGGCCAAAAACGUUCCCCAUCCCAUUCAAAAUCUACCAGUCAGUUGCAAAAGAUGUAGAGUUAAAAUGAAAGAACAGGCGGCUGCUGAGCACAUUCUAAGCCUAGGAAUGUUUUUUUUACUAUCAGAAUUGAACAAAGCAAAGAGUCCUUUCAUGCAGAUAUGCACUACUGGUUAGCUACCUUAAAUUUCAACAACCUAAUUUAUAAAGUGGUUUUAUUGUUGCUGCUGUUAAGAAAUUCGGAGCUAGAAAUUGGCCAAAAAUCCUGUCACUCCUGGUCUAGAAGAUUUUGAAAACUCUUUUUAUAAAAUUGAAAUUCGUAGGUGUACUAACUCAUUGUACCUCUUGUAGAUAGAGAAGCUAAUGGCUAUGCAAGAAAAACUAAAGGGAGAAUCAGAAGAAGAAAUCAAAGGACUUUGGUCUCAACUGGAUAGUGCUCGGGCAAGUCGCCAAGAAUUAAGUGGUACGUUUGUGGAUUUGACAUAGAAUCAUUGUAACCUGUAACUUGCUCUCUGUUCAUUUUUAAAUUCUAGGGUCUGAUUCUCUAUCAUUCAGUGAAGCAUUUUAUUUUAUGCUAUUAAAUAAUGCCAUAUAAAGGAACAAUAUUUUAUAUUCUUCUUAAUGACUAAUUAGCUGAGGAACUGUUAACGCAUGUUUGUGAAACUCUCAGUUUUAAUUUCAGGAUUUUAGGUUACUUUCUCAGAUUUGAGGCUUGACAUAAUUUACAUUUUAUCCUGUUCAAAAAUAAUAUUAAGUUUCUAAAAAUAUUUUUACUAUUUCAGGUCUACACAAAAUAUAACAUGCAGGCUAAAUUUAUGACACAAAUAAUCUUGAUGCCAUUCAUUAUGAAUCUUAACAAUUAAUUUGAAAUAUUAACUCAUCGAUUUGUAUUUAUAUAGUAGCUCUUGAAUUAUUAUUAUUUCCUCCCUUUUCCACUUGAGGUAUGCUGUUUAAUGAAUAUAACAUAAUGAUAUAUUGAGUAGUUAACAUUCAUAAAUGAGCUCUAAGAUUUGUAAUACCAAUCUUCAGACUUGGCAGUGUUUAUAUUUACUUUCUUCAUUUUAUUAUGCAUUUAACCUGGCCAAUAUUAAUAGAUCCCAAGCCUUUUUGGGGUUUUAUGCAAAUCUUGAAAAAUGUAAAUAUAGGUGGAGUUGUUAGAUAGCCAGUGUUUUCACACAGAACAAGCUUUCUUAUCUUCCCCUGCACCCCCUGAUGUGUUCUGGAGGGUCCCCAAAAUGUACAUGACCAGACUGAGGGACGGCAAGGGGAAGGAGAUCAAGUCCCAUUACACAAGCAACCUCAGAACUUGUAAUAAGUUCUAUUCAAGUUAAUAAACUGCUUCUUAGUGUCCAAGGCACUUAAGGUCAAAUGUUAAGCUUAGUCGUCUUAAUAGCGUUGUCCUGUGUGUGUUGUACUUCUUGAGAAGCUUGUUUUAUUUUAAUAUACUGUAUUAAAAUAAGAGAGUAUUAUCUUGGUCUUUCACCAGAGUUGAAAGAACAGCUGCUUGCUCGCACUUCACACAUGGAAGAAAUGGAAUACCUGAAGAAGGAUUUUCAACUUAAAUGGGAUAAAAAAAAAAGUGAACAUGAAAAUGAACUGGAACAAUUAAGACUUUAUUUUGAACAGAAAUUAAAGUCUGUGGAAGAAAACUACAGAGAAGAAUUAACAAUGCUGCAUCAGAGGCUGCGGGAAAUGAAAGAUUAUUCCCUAUUAGAGGUGGAGAACAGCCAAGAUCUACAUGUGGAAUCUGGGUAAUGCUAAUAAUUUAGUAACUUGAUCUGUAGCAUCAGAUUCUUGGAAUGUGUAAUGAAAACUACAGUGGUACCUUGGUUUACGAACUUAAUCCGUUCUGGAAGUCUGUUCUUAAACCAAAGCAUUCUUAAACCAAGCGUGUUACUUCCGGGUUUCGCCACUUACCAAGGCAUGCUUUCCCAUAACAGCGGGGGGGGGGGGGGACUCAAUUUACAAAUGGAACACACUCAACAGGAAGCAGAAUAUGUUCUGCUUGCAACGCAGACUUCACAAACCAAAACACCUACUUCUGGGUUUGCAGCGUUCUUAAUCCAAGUUGUUCAUAAAAUAAACUGUUCUUAAACCAAGGUACUAUUGUAUUUGUAAUUGUAGUUUCCUCUGGCAGUCUGGACAGGUGGUCAUGUUGGAGAACUCCUGAAGCCCUCGUCUUGACUUGUGCUCCUGGCUAGGGGAGAACCUUUUUUACUACCAUACUUUGAUACUCAUAGGAGCAUCUAGCAGCUGUAGGAUGCACUAGAUUUCUGUUUGUCACAGCUAGGAUUGGGUUAGCUUGAUUGUCAUGUAUCCAUUUUUUUUUUAAAAAAAGAGUUAAUGUUGUUUUGAAGACUCAAGAAAAUUAGACCCUUUUAUGCCUUUCAGAAUUUUGCCCCUGACCAGCCUUUCAAGGAAGUGUUGUGCAAUUGCUUGCCCUCAUGUUUUGUCUCUGGAAAAGCUAUUAUUUGUUACCAAUGCUUAUAUUUAUUACCAGGCAGACAUUAGUUACCUAAGUUGGUUUUCACAAGCUCAGUCUUGCAUUCUGUGAGUGACUUGUAAAAUAUUGGUUAGUUCAAACCACUUGGAGAAUGGGAAUCUUUUGCUAAUCCUGAUUUAGAUUAUUUUUUUCAAGAGGCACGCUGACAGUGUCUUUCAUAUACUGUUUUUGUUUGUAUUGAUUCUAGUGAAUGCUUAUGAUCUGUCUGCAGCUGCUUCAAGUUGAGGGUGGCUUAGGAAACGUGGUUGAUGUUUCUUACUGGGAACAUGGCGGUGUGCAGUCAGUGUAAGAUUACACCCUGUCCUCCAGCCUGUCAGCUGAUUCCACCAGGGAGUUCAGUUGAUAGGCGGGUGGGUGGGUGUGGUUUGAGGAAAAUUCACUACCUCAUGUACUUCUAGUGGAAAUUUUAGGUACCCUAAAUGCUUACAAACUAAAGAGAGAGCCUGUUGAUAAUAGCUGAUAAUAGCUUUUGUGGGAUUAGUAUAUUUAAUUGGAAUUUAAGAUUUAUUUAAGGUAAAAUCCUGAAUGACUCCAGAGUCCCAAACAGCUGUUUCUUCCCACACCAAAGCAGCUACAGCUAGAGAGAACAUGGAAAGAAGCUAAAACAGUUAUUUUACUGUUUUCAUGGGCAAUGCAAAGCAACAUGGUGCUGUGAAUUUCUGUGGAUUAGCCAUGCACCAUUCAGUACCUCUGUGAAGGCUGGAGCCUUCAAUAUGUGGACCUGUCUGUGCCUGGCCCUUCCCUGUCUGGGGAACAUUUGUGAAAACCUGAGCUGCAUUAUCCAGGCUGUAGCAUCAUGGCAGGCCUGACUGCUGAACAAUGGAAAAUGCUUCUCCUGUAGCAAAAUCUCUGUUAAGAUGGCUUUCACCUAUGUGAGCUCUAGAUCCUAAUUGCAACCAAUUAGAAAAGUUCUGAGAGAGAGAGAGAGAGAGAGAGAGAUGCAAACCACAACUCUUAAUGAACCCUGAGGUUUAUAACUAGUGUGAUAGAGGAAAACUAGAUAGAGGAUAACUAGUGUGAUAGAGGUGAAGUGUGAACAGGAAUCUUAAUCUCAUGAUUGUGGUAACUGAACAAAGUGAAUCCGUGGUUGUAGAAAUGAAUACUACUUCAUGCUAACAUUUUCUUACAUGAUUACCAUGGUUGCUUCUGUGUGACUUUAAAUCACCCCCAAAUUUACAGUUCAGUACAUAGAAUGAUGGAGCUGGGUGAUCUAGUCUGACUGUUUGCUGCUACAGGAAAUCUACUGCUGUUGUAUUCCUCACAGGUGGCCAUCCAGCCUCUCCUUUAAAACAUCUAAUGUGGGAGAGUUCAUCACUUUCUGAGGCAUUCUGUUCCACCACGGCUUAUACCGUUAGGGUCUUCCAAAUAUUUCAGUGAAAUCCUCUUUCUUGUAAUGUGAACCCCUUAUUUUGGGUCCUAUUCUGGAGCAGUUAAAAACAUGUGCUCCAGCAUCUUAUAUGAUAGUCAUUUGAAUAUAUUAAGAAGGCUGUCAUAUUGCCUAAUAAUCUAUAAAUCUCUUCUUCAUGCUAAACAUACCCAUUGUUAAAUAUACUGAAAACUACUUUAAUACUUUAUUAUAGUUAUUGCUUUAUUAUAUUAUAAUAUAGUAAAGUAUAUAUGUAAUGCUAUAAGAAAGCAAUGUUAUAAUAAAACAUUACUUUAUUAAAGUUAUGAAGACCAUGUUACUUACUCUUUUGAAAUUUCCCCCCAUACAGUUCAUCUGCCAUAUUUCUAGAAGAGAUGACUGAAAAGGAGAGACAUGAUCUAUUUGAGCAGCUAACUCAGCAACUGGAACGCCACAAGGUAAAUUUGGUGAUGUUUAGUCAUUUAGUCGUGUCCGACUCUUCGUGACCCCAUGGACCAGAGCACGCCAGGCACUCCUGUCUUUCACUGCCUCCCGCAGUUUAGUCAAACUCAUGCUGGUAUCUUCAAGAACACUAUCCAACCAUCUCGUCCUCUGUCGUCCCUUUCUCCUUGUGCCCUCCAUCUUUCCCAACAUCAGGGUCUUUUCCAGGGAGUCUUCUCUUCUCAUGAGGUGGCCAAAGUAUUGGAGUUGCAGCUUCAGGAUCUGUCCUUCCAGUGAGCACUCAGGGCUGAUUUCCUUCAGAAUGGAUAGGUUUGAUCUUCUUGCAGUCCAUGGGACUCUCAAGAGUCUCCUCCAGCACCAGAAUUCAAAAGCAUCAAUUCUUCAGCGAUCAGCCUUCUUUAUGGUCCAACUCUCACUUCCAUACAUCACUACUGGGGAAAUUACUAGCUAGUUAUAAAAAGGCAUAUUUGGCUUGCCAGACAAAAUGCCCCCCCCCAACAUGCGCUGUUCUGGGGAUUGUUGCUGAGGGCCACCAAAAAGGCCUUAAGGGCAGCAUGCAGCCCUUGGGAUGUACAUUGAGCCAUCCUGCUGUAGUGGAUAGUCUAGAGCAGAGCUUUCCAAACUGUUCAUGUUGGUGACGCACUUUUUAGACAUGCAUCUUUUUGUGACACAGUAAUUCAGUUUUACUAGCAAAUCGGAGGUUAAACUAACCCCUUUCCAGCCCUGGGAGGAGUGUGGGGAGCAUUUGCACGACACACCUACACCCUGCAGCUGACACACUAACGUGUUGUGACACAUAAUUUGGAAAGCUCUGGUCUAAAGUGUCACGACCCCUACGUUCAGCAGUCGCUACAGUGAGCUAAGGUUCCAGAUUGGGUUCUGCCUCCAAGCCUGAUGCUGGUGUUGAAGGACAACUGAUCCUGCCGCUGCCAGAAGGAGACAACUGAACCAGUUGCUGCUGCACCAAAGCCUGUAGAACCAAGCCAGAAUCGUCAUGAGUGCCUUCCCAUGUGCUUAGGGAAACAACUGCCUCCCCCCGCCCUCCAUCUCACCAGUCUAGGCAAUGGAAUGUAGAAAUGUCUGUCUUCAGGCCAGAGGGUGAAACCUUUUAAGAUUAUAGACAGAGGCUUUGAGAUUGCUGCAUCACACUGUUGACUCACAUUAAGCUUGUCUACUAAGACCCCUAGAUCCUUUUCACACGUACUGCUAGUAAGGCAGGUGUCCCCAUCUUAUAUUCGUGCAGCUGGCUCUUCCUGUCUAAGUGCAGAACCUUACAUUUGUCCCUAUUGAAAUUCAUCUUGUUAGUUUGGGCUCAGUUCUCCAAUCUGUUAAGGUCAUUUGGAAUCCCAAUUUGUCUUCUGCAGCAUUAGCUGCUCCUACCAGUUUGGUGUCAUCUGCAAAUUUGAUGAGCAUCUCCCCAGUUCCUUCAUCCAAGUCAUUUAUAAAAACAUUGAACAACAAUGUGCCUAGGACAGAACCCCACUUUUGCCCAGGAUGAUGAAGCACCAUUAAUGAGCACUCUUUGGGUUCGGUCAGUCAUCCAGCUACAAAUCCACCUAAUAGUUACCUCAGUCAACCCACAUUUUACCAGCUUCUUCACAAGAAUAUCAUAGGGGACUUCGCCAGAAGCUUCACUGAAAUCAAGAUACACUAUGUCCACAGCAUUCCCCCAAUCCACCAAGUUUUUAACUCCAUCAAAAAGAGAAAUGAGAUUUGUCUGACAUGACAGAUUUUGGGAAACCCAGGCUGGGUCUUAGUAAUCACCACAUCCUUUUCUAAGUGCCCACAGACCAACUGUUGCAUUAUCUGUUCUAGGACCUUUCCUGUUAUCAAUGUCAAGCUCACUGGUCAGUAGUUAUCUGGGUCUUCUCUCCCCUCCCCCUUUUGAAGAUGGGGAUAACAUUUGCCUGCCUCCAGUCUGCAGGGACUUCACCUGUUCUCCAAGAAUUCUCAAAGAUUUGAGGCUCUGAGAUUACAUCCACAAGCUCCCUUGGUUGCAACUCAUCAGGCCCUGCAGAUUUGAGUUCAUUUAAUGUAGCUAGGUGUUCCCUUACCACCUCUUUUCCUAUCUUGGGCUUCAGCUCUCUCUCUCUCUUUGCAUUAUUUAUUCUGUUAUCACCAGGUUGGGCACUGCUUUCCUUUUGGGUGAAGACAGAGCCAAAGUAGGUGUCUAACAGUUCCUCCCUGUUGUUGAGAAGCAGGUACAAGAUAGAUGAUCCCUUCACCUUCAGGAAAAUGAAAUUGUCUAUGAGGCAGCUGAGGAAUUUGUUGGACCUUACAUUGUUGGCAGAGUUUUUGUUCCAAUAGCUAUUGGGGUAGUUGAAGUCUCCCAUGACUACUGUAUCUCUCCUUUUUGAAUGUUUGGCUAUCUGCUCUAGGAAGGCAUCAUCCAAGUCUUCAGUCUGGCUUGGAAAUCUAUAGUCAGGGCUGGCCUUCCCAUGAGGUAAGGUGAGGCAUUCCAUUCAUCCUAAUGGACCAGUCUCCAUAGCAUAGUAGUGUUGCUGUUGCAGUCCACCUUGGGUAAGGCUGCAACCCAGUAGUGGAUAUCAGUGCACAUGAAGACCAGUGCUACUUGUGGCUUAUGAUCAAUUCUAAUUCUGUUUAUUAAUACAUUAGCAUUCAGUAUUACAUCCUGAUUGUGGCUGUACUAGCAACUAAGGCAGAGCUACUUGUUGCAUUUUAUUGCUGAUGACUGCCAAGGGGCUGUGAACAAUUAGCUCCAUGUAAACUGCUUGUGCUAAUUUUAGUUGUUGGCACCUGUCUGUCUCAAGAGACAAUGGAGUGAACCUCUGGGGUGAAGUCAAACUGCUGCAUUAGCAGCACCAAAGUAACCUCCUCGGGGCACAAGCCUGGGCAGUUUGUGUGGAGGUUCUAGGCUGUCUAGACGACAAGAUCCCUCUCUUGGCCUCACUGAUGUGGGCCAAAGGAAAGCAGAGCAAAACAUUUUGGCACCAGCUUGGUUGCAGGAGUUGCUGGAAGGAGGAGUACAAGGCGCCAUCCAACUGUCUUAGGGGCUCCACUUUGGAUUUGUGCAGGAUUUACUUCUUAGCCUUUUCUUCUUGUGAAGUAUAGUUUAGUAAAACAAGUGUUUUGCAUAGAAAAUUUAAAAUGGAUAUGUUUCAUAAAUCUUACCAGUGUUUUUCUUCUGCAUGCUGGCUUCAGGAAGAACUCUCUUGUUUACGGUUGCAUUUGGAUGAUAAACACAGAAGUGAGGUAGAGUUACUAAGGUCUUCGCUCACACUUCAGUAUGAAGAGAGCCUAAAGAAAAUGAGGAUGGAUCUUUCAGAUAGAUUCACUUCUGAAAUGGAGCAGCUGAAAAGAAAACAUAGUUUAAGUCUUGAACAGCUCCGUGCCAAAAUGUCAGAAGAGCACCUCAGAGGUAAGCAGUUGCAGGUCAUAAGAAUAACAUGUGAAAUUUUAAUUUCCAAAAUUACAUUUAUAUGGAAAAUACUAGCUCUGUGUUCUAAACCAGUGAAAUACAUUGCUUUACUACAGUGCUCAGGCUGUCACUUUCUAAGAAAUAGGCUUUAGUUGGCUUUAGAAUAGAAAAAUAGGCUUUAGAAAAAGGCUUUAGUUGAUUUACCCUGUGAAACUAAUAGAAGGCACUCCUAGCCACAGAGGCCACCUAUGCGUCAAUUGAUAAGGAUGGUUCGAGGAGUUCCCCCAAACAACGGACCUGCUCCUUCAGAGGGAAUGCAGUCACCUCGCCUGUCUCCUGGAUCUGAGAACCAUUCGCCCACAAAGGUGCUGCCUCCCCAGGAUUCAUACUCAACUUAUUAGCCUUCAUCAGUCCACCACUGCAUUCAGGCACCUGUCUAGGUCUUUCACCAUCUCUCCUGAAUCAGAUGUAACAAAGAAAUAGAGCUGGGUAUCAUCAGCAUACUGAUUACACCUUGACCUCAAACUCCUAGUGGCUGCUCCCAAAGGCUUCAUAUAGCUGGGGACAAAAUAGAGACCUGUGCAGAUGCUUAAAAUAACUUUUGUUAAAAAACCAGAAGCUUUUUUUGGUAGGCAUUGUAGGACAGGAAUUGCCAAAAGAGUGGAAGAAGUUAUUCAUGUAUUCUACAACGGAAGCUAGGAUUCUACUAGUUCAAAAAUGGAAAGAUGACAAGAUACCAACAAAAGAAGAAUGGCAAGUCAAACUUACGGAAUACGCAUAAAUGGCGGAACUCAUAGGAAGACUCGAAGAUAAUGACAAUGAAGACUAUAAAAAAGACUGGGAACUGUUCAUGUUGUAUCUACAGAAAUAUUGUAAAGAAAUGGACUCACUAGCAGGGUUUGAGUAAACACAACUAAGAAAACAAGUGUAAAGGUUAAGAAACAACAAUAUGGAAAUUAAUCAAGUGUAAGAUGUAACUUGAAAGAAAAUUUGGUAUAAAAAUGAUAAGAAUAUAAGAGCAUUUAGCUAAAAGAUCAGAAAAAUAAGACAAAACUUAAGCAGAAGUAGCAAAUAUUUAAAGAAGUGGAAGUUGAAGGAAGUCAUGGUGUGGGGGGGAGUUUCGUUUUCUUUUUUCUCUUUUAUAUGGUAAAUGUGUUGGAAGACUUCCGGGUCAGCGCCAUCGGUGAAUGGCGGAGUUCCUCCGUCCGGAGGAACGGGCUCCGUGGAAACUGGGUCUUCCCUCCGCGGCGAAGGUGGGGACCCGCUAGAAAUCCCAGGCGGAGGAAGCCUGGGAACGUGGGGUUCGGCAGGGCACCAGGAGCGCCCCCCUACUCACAGGGAAUCCCAUUUAGGGGCUCCGGAGCGAAGUGGGGUGAGAAGCGCGGUGCUGCGAACUGACUGCUACUUUCACGGAGUGAAGCCGCACAGCCAUUGCCGGAGAGCGCUGACUUUUCUUGUGGACAAUUGGAUUUAAAACAAGUACCCGUGAGUAGAAACGGAAAAUUGGAUCAAGAAAUUUCUUAAUUUGGUAACGAAGCGGGAAGGUUCAAAACAGGAAGUCUGCCUUCCGCUUUUUGUAUAUAGACUAAAGCAAAAACUUUGUAAGCUAAAGCCUGGAAAGUCUAAAUUUUCUUCAUUUAGAAUUACUGAAACCCCCUUGGAAGUAGGAGAAAAGGGGGGGAACUUUGUUCAACCCUAGCAGGAGAGGGAGUGAAGAAGGAUAAGUUUCCACCGUCUCUAACCUGGGAACGGGGUGUCAGAGACAGAAAUUGUUGGAGAGGUUCAUUGACUGUGAAUGGGAUAUUUUGACAGAUAGCUAAAGAAGAGAAACAAGCUGAUUCCAAUGUUGCCUUUUGCAUCCUAAAGAAACAAAGUAUCUGAAAAAUAUCUGAAAAAUGAAGGUAAUUUUCCUUUGUUGGACUUGCCUAAAAAAAAUGGAUACAAAUAGAAAUUGCCUCCUCUAGAGGGAGCUUGUCAAAUUGUUGCUGCAGUACAUUUGAGGGCUCAACAGAUGUGAGAUUAAGACCGUGGGAACAGGCUUUUCUGACCUUGACUAAAGAUGAGUUGGAAAGAAGACUGGGUGCUUGCCUUAUGCAAGACAAGUGCCCUGCUGGAACAGAUGCAUGAGAAGAUGGACUUGAUGAAUGAGAAAAUGGAUUUGACUGUUGCAGUUAAUAACUGUGGGCAAACAGGGAAUAUUGAUACAGAAAUUAUCCAGGGACCAACUCAUGAAUCUGUACUGACUGGGCAAGUGCAGAAGAUAAUGGAGGAGGAUGCGGUUGCACCCCAAAUAAUACAAAUGGAGAGUCCCGAGGCCCUACAGGAGUAUGAGCCGCUGUCAUUGAAGAUUGAAGUUGGAGUGGGCCAGGGGGAGUCUGGAGUUGAGGAGGUUCCCAACGUUGGAGAGACCUUGGAAUAUGCUUUUAAAUACUUUUUGGACUAUAUUGAGGAUUGUGGGGAGUGGGACUGUGGGGAAUGGGCGGGUUUGAUGAAGGGAGAUGGAGACAAUUUUGGCUUGGAAUCCCCCAGAGGCCUACCCCUCAAUGAGAAAGGAAAGAAACUAAGAAAGAGACCAACAAAAGACAAGGAAAAGGGCAAGUAUAAACAAGAAGAAGAAGAAUUGCAGAAGGGACAUGGAAGAGACUUAAGGGCCUCGGACAUAAGGCUUCCAGGUUGAUGGACUAGAUGGAAUGGACAGUAAGGACUGACAUGAUCCGAGACCAGGAAGAAGGGACGUUGGAUGAAGAUUGGAAGAAAAUUUAUAAAGAAAAUUUUCUAUUUGAGGAAUUGGCUAAAAAUUAAUGAAUAUUAGGGAAAAUGUUGGAAUGAAACUAUAUGACUUUAGCAGAAAUGAUAUCAGGAGUAAUGUAUGUUUGAUAACUAAGAUUCAAGCUUUAAGGUGUAUUAGGGUAAGAUAAGGUUAAAUUAAUUAAGGUAAUGUGAAUAAUAGAAUAUGGGGAAAGAUGGAAAGGAUUUGUUGAGUUAAUUAUUAGAUUAAAUUAGGUUAGGAUGAAUUUUUUAACAAAAAUUGAGAAAGAUGGAAAGAAUUUGCUGAAAUAACUAAUUAAACUAGAAUACAAAAAGGGAGGUGUGAGGAAGUCAAUGAAACAAGCAAAUGGAAGUUUUAGAUAUGUAAUUUGGGAUUUGUGUUGUUUUCUUUUUUCUUUUUAUCUUUUUGUUGUAUUGUUGUAUUGGUUUUUGUGUUUUUUCUUUUCUUUUUGUCUAUUAUAGUGUUGUUUUUUAAAAAAAAUUAAAUGUUUUUCUUCUUAUAAUUCUGAAAACUACUAAUAAAUAUUAUUUUUUAAAAAUAUAUAUGGUAAAUGUGUUGAAUAUUAAAUUGUAAAAUCUAAUAAAAAUUUAUUAAAAAACCGAAUAAAAAAAUAGAGACCUGUGCGAUCCCAUAGCAUAACUGCCAUGGGCCAGAAGAGCAGCCUCCCAGUACUGGGGCCACAACCCUGCAAAUAGGAAUGGAACCCCUGUAACAGCAGUGUUAAUAAUCUUCUAAUAGUGUUAACAUUCUAAUCUAAACUAAGAUUAUAGCAAUGAAACACUAAAUAUGUCUUGUUCAGUAUUUUGUUGCAAUUAUGAAAACGGAUGAAAAAUAUUUUAAACUUUUAUUAUUUUCAGAAAUUGCUAAACUUGGUCUACAAAGUGCUCAAGAUGCUGCGCGUCAAGUAGAAAUGGAAGUGGCUGAGCGAUGCUUGGCAAGAGAAAAUGAGUACAAAGCUAAACUUUGUAUUCUUCAGGUUGACACCCAAAAAGAAGACAUAGAAGAAUUGAGGAGAGAAAAUACAAAAUUAAAGGAAAUUAGUGUGUGUCAAGAAAUGCAUUGGAAGGAGGAGCUGGAGCAGGUAAAAUAUGGAGGGAUGUUGAUAUAUUGUGUUUCUGAGAAAUAAUUAAGGAUUUUAAUUAAGAAUACAUAUGUGUAUCAACAAUUUUUUAAAAAUAAAUUUUGUUCUACAUUAUAUUUUCAAAAAUAAAUUGUUCACUUGGACACCUCUAAAUUUGGCACAAUAGUUCCUGAGAUCAAGGAACAGGGUUUUGUUUUGUUUUGUUUUGUUUUGUUUUGUUUGAAUACUGUUGGAUGGCAUGUUGAAUCAAGCUGGCCGACUGAACCUUUCAGAAUUGUAUUUAUUGUCAGUGAGGGCUGCUGUUAGCUUCUUUUAAUUCCCAAACACCAGGAGUUCCUUGCUAGUUACAGUGGUACCUCUGGUUACGAACUUAAUUCUUUCCGGAGGUCCCUUCUUAACCUGAAGCUGUUCUUAACCUGAGAUACCACUUUAGCUAAUAGUGCCACUGUGCCGCCGCCACCACGUGAUUUCUGUUCUCAUCCUGGGAGCAAAGUUCUUAACCCGAGGUACUACUUCUGGGUUAGUGGAGUCUGUAACCCCAAGUGUUUGUAACCCAAGGUGUUUGUAACCCGAGGUACCACUGUAUUAAGAAAUGUAUCUUAAGAGAAACAUUUACAGCCCUUAUUUCGAAGUAAAUAUGCAUAGAAAAUUCCUCUUUAGUUUAUGGGUCUUACUUCUGAGUAAAUGUGCAUGGGAUUGCAGCAUAAAAUCAUUGGCUAAUUCUGUUAAAAUAUAGAGAGUCUGGUUUGUGUAAAUAAUAAUAAUAAUAAUAAUAAUAAUAAUAAUAAUAAUAAUAAUAAUUUAUUUGUGAUCCUCAUUUUUAUAGUGCUAUCCUGUAUAUGUUUAUGUGGAAGUAAGAAAAUUUAUAGUAGCAAAAUGUCCUGUUCCCUUCUCUGGCUACUGUUGCCUGCACCCUCUUUACAAGUCUUUGUAGCAGGACGGGGGCUUCAUGCACCAGGUGGAGAAGGACAUGAUGGGCUGUUGGGAGAAGGAGGCUUUACAAAAGGAACGCUUUCCAUCCCCUUCUCUCAACAAUUGCUUCCACCCCAUCAGCUCUUCUUCAGGAGGGAUCUCCUUGAUCCUCUGCAAAAACUUUCCAGUGGUGGCUGUGGUGGGGAGGGCUGGGGAGGGAAACUUGGUUUCUCUGAACAGCUUCGGAAGAGCUACAGUAUUUCAGAAGUGCUUUGGUAUGCUUGGAAAAGGGACUUAAUAUGAAGGUUUCUUCUAGUCAAUGGAUGAGGUUAUCCUGAGGGCUCCUCGGUUUGGGAAUAAAGUAUAGCUGGGGCAAGCAAAAAAAAACUUAUAGUUUGUGUCACAUUUUUUUACGUUGUUUCUUGAACAAAUGGAGGAGGAGGAAAAGGAUAAAAGUGCCUUCCCCAGAAUUCAAGCUGAGCCUAACACUGCCCUGGGAACUCCAAGGAACUGUGAGAGCGCCUCCAUCUGUUGAUAAGAAGAAAACUUAUUGACAAGUCCAAUGCUCUUACCUCUGUCAGCAAUGAAGGCUAUCCAUCGCAGGUUGUUCAGUAGUAGUACUGGAUUGAAGAUGGGAAGGCUUGGGGGGGGAAAUGGAAAAAUUUGAAUAAAACCAGGUCCCCAUCCCCCCCGUUAUUUUCCAAAGUUGUUUGGAAAAAAACGAGGGGAAACCCUGUUAUCCCCCCUCAAAUUUUUCUGGGUUUUUUCUAGGUCUUCCCAUCUCUAGUACUGGUGUCUGGUUGAUUCCCUUUGCUGUUCAGAAUUAAGGGGAAAUAAUCUGUUGGAUUCCCUUAUUCUUCUGACCUCAUUGGCAGAUGCAAAAUAUCUCCAAUUGAUAAGGCCUAACGAAUGAGCAGACUGGGGGCCAGCUGACUCCUCUCUGUGUCUUCCAAUGGAGCAUUGGUAUUGAAAGCUACUGAGGUAGUACUCACUUGCCAAAGGAGCCAUGGUCCUAGAGGGAGGAAAUUAAGAGCUAAAACAGCAGACUAGACAGAUGUAGGACUAUGCUUUGACUUGGAAAUUAGGAUGAUCAAGGUUCUAGAAGCCAAGCCUUUAUGAGGAAAGGUUGAAGGAGCUGGGUAUGUUUAGCCUGGAAAAGAGGAAACAGAGGAGAUAUGAUAGCCAUCUUCUAGUAUAUUAAGGGCUAUCACAUGGAAGGUGGAGCCAGCUUGUUUUCUCCUGCUCUGGAAGGUAGGAUUCAAACCAAUGACUUCAAGUUACAAGAAAGGAGAUUCCAACUAAAGAUACGGAAACAGUUUCUGACAGUAAGAGCUGUUUGACAUUGGAACGGUUUCCAUGGGAAAGUUGUGAAUUCUCCUUCCUUGGAGGUUUUUAAGCAGAGGUUGGAUGGCCAUCUGUCAUGGAUGCUUGAGCUGAGAUUCCUGCAUUGCAGGGAGUUGGACUAGGUGACCCUUGAGGUUCAUUCCAGCUCUAUGCUUCUGUGAUUCUAACCUCAUCCAUAGAAGGCAGGUGUCUUGGGAAAAGGUUUGAUAUAUCCAAGUGGGGGCCUGCAACAAAAUGCUGCUUCUAUUCAAGGUUUCAGUCCCAUACAUGUCUACUCAGCAGUAAGUCCUGUUGACAUAAAUGGGACAUACUCCCAGUUAAUUGGGUAAUUGGAUUAGUGUCUAAUUUACUGAUACUUUCUAUAUUUGCUUUUCCCUGUAUUAGCUUUCAGCAGUUUCGUGUGCACUAGAAAAUUGCUGAAAAUGUAUAAAGUUAAAAUAUAUUGGGCUACAAUCCUGUGCACAUUUAUGUGGGGGUAAGCCCCAUAGAAAACCAUGGGAUUGCUUCUGAGCAAAUAUUUAGAUGAUAGUGCAUGUUCAUUUCUUAAUAUUAUAUUAUAUAAAAUAAGAUAUUUUGAAUAAAGUUAAUAAAAAUGCAUCAGAUUGGUAGUUCAUAAUUUAAAUUCAAGCAAUUUGAUAUUGAGAGUUUAUAUGAUUGAAACUUCAACUGAUUUUUUUUAAAUUCACAGAUUAAAUGCAAACUUAUUGAAGAUCAUGCAAAUGAAUUACGCAAAGCUAGAGAGGAAAUGGAACAGACUCAUAAAACAAAAGCUGAAGAAUGGAAACGAGAACAGCAGGAAUCAAGAAGAGAGGCUGAAGAGAAACUGUCAUUGUUGCGUAAAGAGCUUGAAAGCAAGGCAGAGUGUGAGAAGCGAGCCUUGCAAAAGCAGUCUGAAUUCCAUGAAGCUGAAAUGAUUUGGCUUCAGCAGCAGCAGGCUGCUAGAAUUGUAGAACUGGAGAAAUCCUUAAAGGAGCAGCAGAACAGCGUCAGGCAGCUGGAGGACACUUUAGUAAAUGCACAGAAGACUUUGGCUCAGUAUGACAGCGAACUCGCUUCCACCAAGACCCUCAUGACUGAAGAGUUAGAAAAAGCCCAAGAAGUGUUACAAGAAGAGUGGAAAGCUAAACUUAAAGAUGUACAGAGCAGGUUUGUAAUUUACUAUAUUAUCAUUGUGAUUAUGAUUUACGGUAAAUCAUUUUUUUACCAGCUCUUCAUUACAGCAAUUUCAUUACAUUUCAUUAAAUUUCAUUACAGCAAUUUCAUUACAUUUCAUUAAAUUUCAUUACAGCAAUUUCAGAGAAGGUUAUUUAAAGUUUCAAAUGCACAAUAUAGUUAUUAAAAAUGUAAGGUAAAUCGCAAACAACUAACUAAAAACAUCCAUACUGACAUCAAAUUCCACUAAAAGUGGGUACGUCUAUACAGGAGAAGGUAUUCUUUGAAUUAUCCCAGCCCCAGGUUGUACAGGGCUAUGUAAGUCCGUACAUAAUCAAGGUGUAGUAAAAGACUGGGAAGGAUAGGCAAAUAUUGCUUUGUUUAUGAAUUACAAUUAAAAUGUAAUUUCCCUGUUUCAUGGAUGCUCAGAGCCUUCUUUUGAAAAGAAGUAGGCAGAAGACCCAAAUUGAAAGGGUUUGUAUGGAGGUUAACCAGGUUUCCUGUUUCAGAAACAAAUUGGGGGGCAGGGAAUGGUCCUGUGGGUGUUGAGUUGAGAAGGGAAAUCACUUAGGAUUCAUAAUACAGUCUUCCUUUUCUUCGGAGAAAGCUGGUGUUAUUUUAUUCUUUAGAGGUGUGUGUUUCAGCAGGCUUGCCUUAUUAAUACUUGCUCCUAAUGACUUGAAAGAUACCUUCUCAUACGGAAAUGUGUGUUUUUAAGCCAAGACAUUUCCCAUUUUCUUUUGGUAAAUGACUAUUUUUGUGGGUAAGGGAGCUCUCCAUUGUUAAUAUGGGAAAGAAAAGUGGAAGAAUUGUAUUUAAAAUAUAAUGGACGUUGUAAGCCUUGCGUUUUCUGUGCCUGUAAUGGGAACGUAUCUAGCACUUCUAGAAUAAUAUGCAAUCUCCUCAAAAGCGAAAUACCUGGGUAUUUGGAUCACCCCCAAGAACAUAAACUUAUUUCAGGAUAAUUACACCAAAACUUGGUUAGAGAUUAGAAAAAGCUUUGUAACCUGGAGUAAACUAAAAUUAACAUUUCUGGGUAGGAUUUCCAUUAUAAAGAUGAAUGUGCUUCCAAAAUUAAUCUUUUUAUUUCAAAUGAUUCCAAUACUGGGCGAAGCAGGUUGUCUCAAGAUAUGGCAAAGAGAAAUUUCCAAAUUCCUGUGGGAAGGGAAGAAACCUAGGAUUAAACACCUGAUCUUAAUAGACAUAAAAGAGAGAGGAGGCUUUUCCUACCCGACCUAAAACUUUACUACGAGGCAGCCUGUUUCACCUGGCUAAAAGAUUGGUGCACGUUGCAGGAUUCGGACCUCCUGGACCUGGAAGGUUUUGACAACCGUUGGGGAUGGCAUGCCUACCUAAUAUAUGGAAAAGCGAAAAUUCAUAAAAACUUUACCAACCAUAUAAUAAGAAAAUUCACUCUUUGCUGUAUGGGAAAAAUAUAAAGACCUGAUGGAGCCUAAAGUCCCGUGGUGGACUUCUCCAGUAGAAGCCAUAGCAGUAAAACGGAAAAAUACUCAGGAAAGCUGGCCAACAUAUAAAAUACUUCUAAAAAAUGAAGAUAACCAAAUAAAAUUAAAAAACUUUGAGGAAAUAAGAGACCACAUUUCAGACUGGUUCCAAUACCAUCAGUAAUUUGAAAAAUUUAAAUCUGACAAACAAAAGGGUUUCUCAACAGAAAUUUCCCGAUUCGAAUCUGAUCUUGUAAAUUCUAAAAGAAAAACUCUUUCCAAAACUUACCGACUCCUCCUUGACUGGACAGUCAAGGAGGAGGAGGUAACAGUGGCAAUGGUGAGGUGGUCCCAGGAUUUUGGCCACUCAAUAACCAUGGCCCAAUGGGAAAAUUUAUGGAAGAUCAAUUGGAAAUUCACAAAUUGUUACACGAUUAGAGAGAACUUUCAAAAAUGCAACAUCGAUGGUAUCUAACACCAUGGAAGCUUUCAAAAAUGUAUAAAAAUGUAUCAAGUAAUUGUUGGAGAUGCGGAGACUCAGGAACAUUCUACCAUAUGUGGUGGAUAUGUAGGAAAAUACAGGUAUUCUGGGAGAAUAUACAUGCAGAACUGCAAAAAAUGCUAAAGAUCUCUUUCAAUAAAAAACCAGAGGCCUACCUCCUGGGAAUAACAGAUUUGGAUAUUCCACAAAAGAGGAAGGGUAUAUUUUUAUAUGUGACGGCAGUAGCAAGAGUUUUGAUCGCAGCAAAAUGGAAGAGUAAUGAAAUCCCCUCUAUUCAAGAUUGGAUCCAAAAGCUGACAGAAUAUGCUGAAUUAGAUAUAAGAAAUUAGAUUUAAUGAGAAUAAGUUUAAUUAUGAAAAAAAUGUGUAUUGGCAAUAAGUAAUACGAAUUUGAAGUAUGGAAUAGACGGGAGGUUGGGUCUUUAGUGUUAAGACCAAUAGAUGUUUUAUUGUUUGCUAAGAAUAUUAUGUGUCUAUGGUUAUUUUUGUAAUUUGUGUGUAAUUUGGUAUUUGUGUUUUUUGUUUGUUUGUUUUUCUUGUUGUAUAAAUAAAAAACAAAAAAAUAGAAUAAUAUGCAACAAUGCUCUGAGAGUAAAAUUGUGGUGUGGGGUAAAAAUGAAAUUGUCUUGUAUGAUAUCAGUUCUGACAUGUGAUAAGGGUUUUGAUAGGCGCAGGUCAAUUCUGUGUCCAGGGCAACUGUCUACCAGCUCCAUCUGGUACACCGGCUGAGACCCUCCCUGCCCGCAGACUGUCUCACCAGAGUGGUGCAUGUUCUAGUUAUCUCCCGCUUGGACUGCUGCAGUGCUCUCUAUGUAGGGCUACCUUUGAAAGUGACUCAGAAACUGCAAUUAAUCCAGAAUGUGGCAGCUAGACUGGUGACUGGGAGUGGCCGCCAAGACCAUAUAACACCAAUCCUGAAAGACCUACAUUGGCUCCAAGUACAUUUCUGAGCACAAUUCAAAGUGUUGGUGCUGACCUUUAAAACCCUAAAUGGCCUCGGCCCAGUAUACCUGAAGGAGCGUCUCCACCCUCAUUAUCCAGCUCGGACACUGAGUCCAGAGCAAAGGGACUUCUGGUGGUUCACUCACUGUGAGAAGUGAGGUUACAGGGAACCAGGCAGAGGGCCUUCUUGGUAGUGGCGCCCGCCCUGUGGAACGCCCUCCCAUCAAAUGCCAAGAGAAUAAACAACUAUCCCGACUUCUAGAAGACAUCUGAAGGCAGUCCUGUUUAGGGAAGUUUUUAAAGUUUAAUGCUGUAUCAUGUUUUUAAUAUUUGGUUGGGAGCCACCCAGAGUGGCUGGGGAAAUCCAGCCAGAUGGGUGGGGUAUAAAUAAAUUGUUAUUGUUGUGUUAUUGUUGUAUUAUUGUUUUUCCUUCCUUGUAAAUCUAGAUUGGUGGAAGAGCAUGAAGCUAUUACUAAAAAAAUCACAAGAGAACAUGAGAUUCUCUUUCAGGAGCUGAGGGAAAAACACACUGAGGAGCUCAAUCUCCAAAGGACAGAAUUGCAGCAUAAGCAUAAGGAGCAUAUUUCGUCCCUGACAUCCAUUCUGCAGACAAAGCACCAAGCAGACACUGAAACUCUCAAGUCUGUAUUUGAGAGACAGCAGCAGGCUCUAGAAACUCAGAUAGCAGACAUGCAGAAUAAUCAUCAAGCACAAAUUACAGACCUGGAGACUAAGCAUUUAUCAGAUUUGGAUUCUCUAGAGUCUACAUAUAUAUCUGAAAUUCAGCUCCUGCAAGAUGAGCACAGGCAAGCUCUUGAAGAUUUGUGGGUAGAUUUCAGAGACCAGUUGCUUCAGAAAGAUAAGGAAAAUCAAAUGUUUUUGGCUCAAGUAGAUGAGAUGAAACUUCAACAUGUUGAAGAGCUGCAGAUUUGCCAAGACAAUCUGAAAAUAGAGUUGACUACAGUUCACAUGGGAAAACUUAAAACAAUGGCAGCAGAACUAGAAGAAGCACAUAACGUGAGUGAGGCUAACCAUUAAUUACUCUUGGGUUUGAGUUCUGGGUUUGAGUGAUGCAGGUUGAACCAGAUGUCACAGGUGGUGCAGGCUUCCAGUGUCUUUUUUCCUUGCACAUAUGGAUUCCCCCCUACUUCUUGAUUUGUAACAGCUAUACAGUGGAAUCUCGGGUUGCGGACAUAAUCCAUGACGGAGGCAUGUCCGCAACCCGCAGCAUUCGCAUUCUGAAGCGCCAUGUUUGCGCCAGCGCAAUUUGGCACUUCUGUGCAUGCACGAAGUGCGAUUUAGCGCUUCUGCGCAGGCGUGAGAGGCAAAACCCAGAAGUAACCUGUUGCGGUACUUCCGAGUUUCCCGCGGUCCGCAACCUGAAAACAUGUAACCUGAAGCGUUUGUGACAUGAGGUAUGACUGUAUAGUAGUUUAGUGUGUAAAGUAGUAUAGUAUUGUAGAUUUAGUUCUAAACCUAUCAAACUAUGGAUAAUAAUCCACAGUUUCUCUCUGCACUAGAACAGAAGCAUACUUUCAGAUGCGUUUCUGGCUCUUGAAUGUAAACGGCUGUAGGCAGCAAAUAUAGUUUAUUCAUUCUGGACACCACAGCAAAGUAGAUUUACUGUGGAAGGGGAGGGGGGCGUCAGCAAGUGAGGAGGGAGCAUGUUGGCAUGCAGUAUUUUCACGGACAGCCAAAUCAUGAUUUGGCCAGCUAUUGUAUAGGCUUUGCUUUUGCUUUCUUUUCGUUUCUCUUUUACCGUUUAAGUUUCUCAUUUUAUUUGAUUUUUAUCUGUGACCAGAAACAUGUAUAUUUUAUUUGUGCACUGCACCUGCUGCGUAUGUUAUAGGUAUAGGGGAGGGCAAGAUGGAGUAACUGACAUUUGUGCAGCAGAAAGUUUGUAACCCUUAAAGUUAGCGAAUUUGACAUUCUAUAGCUGUUUAGGGAAACUGUUUAAAAACCUGUAUAAUCCUGUAAGUGAAGCAGCAAAAUGAGCUACAGCAGUUACCGUAUUUUUCGCUCUAUAAGAUGCACUUUUCCCCUCCUAAAAAGUAAGGGGAAAUGUGUGUGCGUCUUAUGGAGCAAAUGCAGGCAGGAGGCUCUGCUCAGCGCUCCCUUUAAAGAGUCGUGUGGAGCGUGUGUGCGGCUCUUGGGGGCUUUUCUUCGAGGAGGGAGAAGGGCUGCCCUUUAAAGGGCACGCUCUUUAAAGGGAGCGCGGCUCUUGGGGGAGCCUUAGCCGCGUGCAGCCUCUCCCAGGCAGGGGAUGAAGGCUCCCCUUGCCCAGGAGAGGAUGCGCGCAGCCAAGCAAGAAGCCAGGACAGCCAGUGGGAUCGCUGCACAGCAAUCCCACUAGCUGUCCUGGCUUCUGGGAUUCAGAAUGAUUUUUUUUCUUGUUUUCCUCUUCCAAAAACUAGGUGCGUCUUAUAGAGCGAAAAAUGUGGCAUAUUUUUCUGGUACAAAUGUCUGCCUUUGCUUUAUUGUUUUGUAAAGGUAUAUUAUGUGUAAUUUGGGAUUCCUGUUUUUAACUUUUGAUUAUGUAUAGGAAGAUUUGGCAGUAGUGCUAGGAAAACAACGACGUUUGUUGAAAGAUGACUAUCAUAAUGCCCUGGAUGUGCAGCAGGAAGAAAUCCUCCAUAUAGAGGAGCAGCAUAAAAAAGCAAUACAGGAACUUCAAGAUAUUCAUAUGGUGGAAGUUAAUCAAGAAAAAGAGAAUUGCCAGCAUCUUCAGAGAGAGGUAAAAAACAAGUUAGACAAACAACAAGUGAGGAUCUGCUUUGAUUUUUAAAGAGAAGCAAAAAUCUUUUAACGUUGUUUCUGUAGGUUGCCUUCAUUUGAAGCCAUCCUGUUUGAGGAACAAUAUCAAUUGACACCUUUCUCCAGUUCUGCUGCAGCUGUAAAUUAGAUCAUACAUUGAGUGCAUAAAUGCAUUUAACAUAUUACCUAAUUAGUUCUGAUAAAACUUUGUAAGCAAAUGCAGCAAAGGUACCAAAUGCAGUUUCCCUCCCAGGGUAGAUAGCUGUGGAGGAGGAACUUGUUAUUUAGAUCAUGAUACAGAAGGAAAGACUUGAUCCCUCCCUCCCUCCAUCUAUUUCCUUUUAACCAUUAAAGGCAGUUCAUGCAUUUGGCAUCUCUCUAAUUUGACCCUUGCUGGGAAAACAUAUGAUAUAGAAAUUUUCUUUUUCUGGCGUUAGUCAAAUAAGCCAGUCUGUGGGACCAGCUAUUGGAAGUGACUCACUCAAAGGACUAUACUAGCAUUAAUUACUAAAUAAAUUGCCUUUCAAAGGUUUUAGAUAUUUCAUUCCUUAGCCAGGUGUGAAAAUCAUAGUUAUGAUUACAUUCUAAGGUAAACUGCAGGUUUAUAGAAAAACAAUUUUUUGGACCAAUUCUGAAUUUGUUUUAUCAAUGCCCAAUCUGAAGGUCUUUGAAAUUUAAGUACUGAUAGUAUAGAGGAAUUCACAAAAAUACUUACUACUAUAAAAUUUCAGUGAGGCUUAGAUGCCUAGCUGUUUUUGAUUUCUUUUCUUUGCUCUCUAGCAUAACAAAACAGGGUUAGCAUGGGGCAAUUGCAGAAAGUAGAGAUUGUAUCAUUAAUACAAGCAUAUAUUCCUGUAUGUGCAUGGCAGUCGUUGUUGUCAAAUCUUCUUUAAACAGGAGGAAGAUCAGUUACAGGAUUUCACAUGCAGUACUGUCCAUCCUGCUGUCCACUGUCAUCCUGGGCUAUCCUGGAUUGUAUUCACAGUGAUACUGGAGUCUCCCAGGCUUUUGUUUAUGGGUGGAGGGAAUUCAACAUUCAAUCUUGAGAGUGACUCAGGGCUUCAUGGUCUCUGUGGGAACCAUGCGACUGCUACAGUUUUAACAAUGAACUUAGCCAUCAAAGUGCAAUAAAAGUUACAUUGUAGUAUUUAGCAUAUUAAAAAACGAAUUUUCCACCAAAACCUCUAAAUGCUGCUUUUGCAAAAUCUUUUAGCUCACUGUUACAUUUUCUACAGAUGGAGGAGAAAGUCAAAUUCUUAGAACUAGAAGAUGCUGAUGCUGAACUGAGAAACCUCCAGCAGCGAGACAGAGAGAAUCAGGAAGGAGAGACACUAAUGGCCUUACUGAGAUCUGAUAUGGACAUUUGUACUAAUGAAAGGUUAGUUCAUGAUAUUCAAAAUAUUUUUUGGCUUUUAUAUAAAUUAGGCAAGCAGUAUAAAUUACGGUUCAGAAAAGAGAAUACCAUUGAAGCAGAUAAUGCUAAUAAUCAGUAUUAGAGAAUAAGAAGUGGCUUAUUCUGAACAAGAUUGACAUUAGGCAAGUGAUUCUGGCGUGUUGACAGCUGCUUUGUGUUUUCCCCCCAUAGAAUUUGAAGGGGGUUGUUCUGGAAAAAAUUGUCCAUUUGUGCUGUUGUGUGAUUUGUUAUGUUAAUUCAAGGGAUGUGUUGUAUAUGUGGCUUUUUGUAGUAGUUUAAAAAAUGUAGUUUUGUGACCAACGUUAGUCAAGUCAGUGGGAUUUAUGAAUGUGUCCUUCACACAUGCUGAAGAUUAACUUGUAAAAGAAGGUUGAGUGGAGGGGAGGGUUUGAGUGGGAAUGUUGGAUAGAGUGAGGGUCAAGUAUGAGGGUCAGAUGGAAAAUGACAAGAGUGUGUGAUUAGGGACAGAAAAGCCCUGAGGGAAGAGGAAAGAGUGAGACAGAGACAAGGGAAAGUAUAUUUGAUGGAUGUAUUUAUUUUAUUGUUAAGGGUGAGUUGGCUAAAUCUCAUUCCGCUGUUAUAAUGAGAAAUUGGGGGCUUAUACAACUUAUACAGUCAUACCUUGGGUUAAAUAUGCUUCGAGUUGAGCAUGUUCGAGUUGCGCUUCUCGGCAACCCGGAAGUAACGGAGUGCGUUACUUCCGGGUUUCGCCGCAUGCGCAGACGCACAAAAUGACAUCAUGCACGUAAGCGGCGAUAAGCGAUGCGCGCGUGCGCAGACGUGCCGUCGCUAGUUACGUUUACCUCUAGAUGCGAACGGGGCUCUGGAACGGAUCCCGUUCGUAUCUAGAGGUACCACUGUAGUUUGAAAAUGGCUUAGCUAAUUGAUUUGAAACUUGGCAAUGUAGGAGAGUAAGGUUUGAGGAUGGUUGAUGCCAGAAUUGAGGAGGAAAAGUUAAUGCAUGGUAUAUCUCCAGGUAGCAUGGCAGUAGGGAGAUGGGGGAAGGAGGGAAGUGGCUGAGAUUUUCUCUCUGAAUCCCUGCAUACUUGCUCCUUUUUACUAAGCCAUGGUUAGGCAUGGUAAGACAUCCCCUUUUAUUGUUAGAGAUGGGAUUAGAAUUUUUACUUCAUUUGCAGAUGGACCCUAGAACUUUUGCACUCUGGAAAACCCGGGGGAGAAAUGUAACUGAUGUCCCUUUAGGUUUUUCAUGGCCUUCCAGUUGUCUUGCAAACACAUUCUAUCCCAGCAUAUAUAUUUUUUCAAAACAAAAACUAUCUUCACCCUUUGUUUUGUGUACUGUGUUACAUUUGCUAUGCUUCCCAUUGAUGUUUUACCAAGUAAUAAAGAUGUUAAGGGUUGGAAAAACCAGAGUCCCCCCCCCCAUUUUUCCAGGGUUCCCCCAUUUCCCCCCCCAAAAUGGGGGAGGGACUGAACCCCCCUGCAGUUUUCCAAUCUUUUUCCAUGCUUUCCUAUUUCUACCCAUCCUCUUCUCAAAUAAUGAUAUCUUUCUCAUCCUUGGUAUUUUUUAAAAAAAAUUCUUUUAUUGCAUUUAUAUGCCAGCCUUUUCUCCAAGGAACACAAAGUGGUGUGCAUGGUUCUUCCUCUCCUUAUUUAACCCCCACAACAAGCCUGUGAGGUUAGGCUGAAUGGCAGGAACUGGCCCAAGAACACCUAGUGAACUUCAUGCCCAAGUGGGGAUUUGUGGCCUGGUCUCCCAGGUCCAAGUCUGAUGUUAAUCACUACUCUACACUGGCUUAUCAACCAGGGUGCCAAAGUCUCUAUUACCAUACUUUUCUUUCAUUGCAAUAGGUGAAGGAGUCUUAUUUAGAGAGAGAGAGAGAGAGAGAGAUUGAUUAUGUGGUUGAGAGGAGAGAUCAUUAGGAAAGGAAUUCAAAAUAAAACUGUUGAUAUCAUAACAUACAAAUCUAUGGUGUGACUGAAUUUGGAAUACUGGUUGUCUCACCUCAAAAAGGACAUUGUAGAGCUGGAGAAGGGUCAGAAAAGAGAAACCAAAAUGAUUAAAGGGAUGUAUGUAGCACAAGAGAGCAAUACCUUUUUCUAUAACAUUUUAAUUAAGAAACUUUCAUGGAUAAGUGGAAUGCACUGUAGAUUCCUUCUAUCUCCCACCCUGAAUACAAAUAACUCCAGCUAAAAUCUUACGUUCAUUUUUCAUAUGAUGCUGAACUAUACCUCGGCCCUUCCUGGAAAAGAGAGAAGUUUCUCCGCUUCUCACCGAUCAGUUGGAGAAGUUAGGUGCCAACCAAGUGACAAGAAAUAUUGGCUUGACCGUGAUUGGAUGGUUCCCAAACACUAAAUGCACUUGGGGAAUUUUGAACAUUGCGUAGGUGCAUUAGUGUAUGAAGGAAGAUAGCCAAUGGAAGGCGUGUGGCAGGCUAAGAGUAAAAAGGUCAUAGGGAGAAUGGGUCAAGAGAAUGGUAAUGGCAAGAGUCCAGAGAGCAGGCAAGGUGGCAGCAAAGCUGCUGAGAAAGACAUUGGAUCAAUGACCGCAUAGAAAGUGCAGGAGGCAGAUUAUUGGGAGGGUAGAUUUGUUCAGUGUUAAAGGAGAUGUGCUAGUUAUCAGACAGAGGGAAAUCUAUGGCACAGAUUUCAGAGACAGAACAGCUCAAUAUAUAUGUUUUAUUCUAGGAAAAAGCUGCAAGAGUCUUAUCAGCAUGCUUUGAAAUUGCUUCUGAAAAUGGUGAAGGCUACAAAAGAUACUGAAGACCUCAUCUACAAGAAGAUUGGUCUUUGUCUUGAUGAGAGUCUAGCAUCUGGAGAUUCAGGAGAGAGUCGCAGUAUAAUUGGAGAAAUAGUACUUGCACAAAAUCGUAAAACUGUGGAGAAAUGGGGCAUAGAGAAAAGCAGUAGAGGUAAUUGUGCACAGAGAAAAACUAAAACUACCAUGGGUUUCAAAUACAUUGUCUUCAAAUACAUUUCCUCCAAGGCUUCUCAGAAAUAUGGUGCAUUCUAGCCAGUAUUAAAACCAGACCCUGUAGUGUAACUUGAAAGCUAAGCAUGUGUUUAAUCUCUACUACUGAAAGUGCUUGACUUUGGAUGGAUCAUGCCAUAAGUUUUUCCAAUAUCUAUUCCUCUUUUCCAUAUUUGAGUAUUCCGAGAGCCUGUUCAGAUGUUACUUUUCUUGGUUCUACUCAGGUUGUGAUGGGGAUCAAGCCUUGGGCUGACUUUUACUCUUUUUUUCUCCUUUGUUUCUCCUUCACCAUGUAUAGAAACUGAUUAAUAAUCUGGAGGUUUCAAUUUAUUUGAAUUUUUUUGGUAAAUGUUCAAAUAGGAAGAAAUGAAGAAACAUUUUUUAUACUUAGCACUGCCUGAUAAUAAAUACUACUAAUAAUAGUUUAAUAUUUAUACCAUGCCCACUUGUCUGGGUUGCCCCAGCCACUCUGGGCGGCUUAUAACAGAAUAUAAAAAACAUAAGUACAAUUACAUAAUUCUACUAUGCAGAAAUUGUUAUAUCUAAACAACAAUUUCUGCAUAGUAGAAUUAUGUAAUUGUACUUUCUUAUGUUUUUUAUACAGUGAUUCCCAAAUCUCUUUUUUUUGGGCCACCCCCCCCCCCCCGGUUCCCUAAACUGAUCCCCAGUGCUCCCAUCCUACUCUGUAAAAAACAUUAUUCAGAAUAGCAAUUUGCACAUCCAGUUAAGGAAGAUAGUAACACAAUGAAGAGUAUCAAUUUAUUCAAACUACUGUUAAAGUGAUUUAGUUUAAUUAAUUCAACAAAAUUGAUGAACUUGAUCCUGUGAAAACAGCUUUCCAAAGUCUGAUAGUCAUUUAACAAGAGUCUUAGAUACCACAUUGUUUUUAAUGCAAUGGAUGGGAUUGAUCAAGUGAUACCUGUUCCUCAAUGUCAGGUUUAAAGUCUCUUAGCCAAAGUCUUAAAUCAUCAUGUUUAGUAAUCUGGAGUAGAUUUCUUUGCUUGAAUAGAAGUUGGAUGACCACACCAAAACGGCCUUCCACCAAAUGUGAUGCUGGAAAUUUGACAAGGAGCUUCUUAACAACUGCUCAUUAUGUAGGAGAGUGACCAGAAAUUUCCUUCUGUAACCAAAUCUCACUGUAACAUUUCUUAAACUUUUGCUUCAGCUCAAAUUACGUUAGUUUUUUCUUCACUACCUAGGUUCCACAGUACAGUCGUACCUUGGAAGCCGAACAGAAUCCGUUCUGGAAGUCCAUUCAACUUCCACAACGUUAGACUUCCAAGGCAGGGCUUCCGAUUGGUUGCAGGAACUUCCUGCAGCCAAUCGGAAGCCCCGCCGGACGUUCAGCUUCCAAAAGAACAUUCACAAACCAGAACAGUCACUUCCAGGUUGCAGCGUUCGGGAUCCAAAACGUUCAACUGCUAGUCAACCAAGGUACAACUGUAUCUGAAAAUGGAUUUAUCAUCCGAUCUGAAAUUUAAAUACACAGCAAGGAAUGUGCUUUGCUCUGGCCUCUAGCCUGGUCAGUCAUACAUAAGUGAUCAGUGCAUUCAGAGGGGCUCACCUCCAGAGCUCACCUGCUUGCCUCUUAGCGCCCCCAUAGGUAACAUCACCUUUCCCCAGAGGGCAGUACUGCCCACUUUGGGAAUCACACUGGUAUAACAAGUUGUUUUGUUUUUAAACCUAUGACAUUUUAAUUUCUUGAAUUCUUGAUCAAACUCUGCCAGAACACAGCUUUGAUUCUUCGUUGCCUGAUGAAGUAUCUGAACUGAGUGAGCAUUUAUGUGAAAGUAUUUUUGAAAACCCAAACCUGGUGUUUGAGAAUGAAGAGAGGAUUCAUAAAAUUUGUCAUUGUUUUCAUAUUGCUGUGGAAAAGCUUCUAGAGCUGGUUGCUGAAUCAACUAAACAGGUAAACUUAUAUUAAUGUUUACUUAAUUUUAAACUGUAACCAUAUAUAUUAAUAGUGUGAUGUUGAGCAUUGCUGAGGAUCUGUAUCUUCUAAUAUAUUCAGUAGAAAAAAAGGAAUGGGCACCAGCUCCCCAAUCAGUAAUUGCUUUCAUGUCUGGAAAGGAAUAUUGUUACACCGUGAAUAGAGAUAGCACUUUACUGAGCAAAAACAGGAUGAGUUUUUAUUGCCAAUGUGCAAGGUCACAUCCACACCAUAGCACUAUUGCACCACUUUAACAGUCAUGGAUAAUCCUGGGAGUUGUAGUUUAUGAGUGCUGGGAACUGUAGCUCUGUGAGGUCAGCACCCUUAACAAGAGUGGUUUGAUAGUGCUUUAAACUGCAUGUGGAUGGAGUAAGGCCCAUUGAAUUCACUAGCCAUCUUAAUAAGUAGACAUGUCAGAGAUUUAAAAUAGUGUGAAGGGGAAAGCCUUCAAACAACAUAUGGCUUUCUUCUAAAUACCAGCUUUUAUUCCCAACCAUAUGAUCAGAUGAAGUACAACCCCCCCCCCAAAAAAGUGCUAUACUUCACUGUUCAGAAUAGUGAUUGAAAAGUUAUGUCAGAGGAUUUUGGUGGCCUAAGGAUAAGGUAAGGAUAGGAUAAGGAUAAGGUAGCUUCUUAACACAAACAGUGAUUUGUUGUAUGGUUAGUUAGCAAAGCCUAUAAUAAAUAAUCAUAUAAGAAGUCUAAAAUAUUAGAAAUACAGCUUAGCCUUUUAUUUAGUGUCUUAAACAUUUAUUUUUUUUAAGCUGGAGGAAACUCAAAAAACUAAUAUUCACUAUGAAGAGGAAUUAAAGCGUAGGAACUGGGAAGCAUGUCAGGUGGUUCACGAACGCCAAAAGCUAAUGGACUGUCUUAAUGAAGAAAGUGAGGCAAAGAAUAAUCUGGCACUGGAACUUCACAAAGCAAGAGGUAUGGAAAUAAAAACCAAAAUUUCUUGUGUGGUACUAAAACUUUGCAGGGAUCUAAAGCAGUUCUAAAUGGUGGUUUGCACAGGUAAUUUUCUCCUGCGCCUGAGCAGCCUGUUCAGCAUAUGAGCAUGACCACAAUUGCAUAGUGAAACAAAAGUCUACAUAUAGACACAGUGACACUCUAGUUAGCAUGGCACCCUUUUUCCAGUUGCCAUAAUUGUUUCCGUUGAGGUUGUAUAUGUGUAUAGUUCAGUUUCUGCUACUAUCUUUCUGUCUACCAUCUUCUCUGAAAGAAUGUCACAUAGAUAUAGAACAAAAAACGCACACAGACUGCAAUCCUAUGCAUACUUGACUGGGAUUACAUCUCAUUUAAUAUACUGGUACUUGUUUUCUAGAAAACAUGUAAUAGAUUGUAUUUACCCAAAUAUAAGCCACACUUUUUUCCCCAAAUUCCGACUGGAAGUUAAAGUGCAGCUUAUAUUCACAACCUUACGAAUCGGCGGCGGGAUGGAGAACAGUGGGCGUUGAGGCUCGCCGAGCUGCCUCUUCGACAGAGAUGAGUGGAGCGCUAUGCAUUUUGCACGUACGGGCCGCUCCCCUCUUGCGUUCGCUUUGGGCGGCGGGCAGCUCACAGCGCCGCCCCUCCUGGCCCUGCAUGCCAUUACAAGGACAUCCCAUCGGGCAUGGAUUGCAAGCUGGAGGCACAGCACAUAGUCAACAUCUUGCUGCGCAAGAUGUACAGUGUGUGGGGCCAGCGCAGCGUCGUCAAGCUGCACAGGAACCUCCUGGUGUCGCUCGUCUUGCGCAGUACCUGGCAGGUCUACCUGAGCGAGUGAUUUCAUGGUCAGUGGUAUCAAAGGCCGCUGAGAGUUCCAGCAGAACUAGGAAACAGCUUUCGCUUUUGUCCCUAGCCUGCCAGAGAUCAUCGACCCAUGCAGCCAAGGCAAUUUCAGUCCCUGAAGCCUGAAUCCCAAUUGGAAGGGAUCCAAAUGGUCCGCAUCCUGUAGGCGUGCCUGGAGUUGUUGAGCGACCACCUGCUCAGUCACCUUGCCCAAGAAUGGAAGAUUUGAGACUGGGCAAUAGUUGGCCAUACUGGCCGGUCUGAAGAUGUUUUUUUAAGAAGAGGUUUAAUAACUGCCACUUUCAGCAGGUCAGGGAAGGCUCCCUCACAGAGGGAAGGACAAAGAUGAGUGGUUAGAGGGAGAAGACUGGGAGCAGGAGGUGCUGGAAGCUGAAGAGGCAACAGGGCUCAGUGAGCUGAGUGAAUCGGUGACAGAGAAAAGUCCAGAAUUGGAAACUGAAGCAGGAGUGUGGGAGGAGGGAGGCCAAGAGGCAAAGAUGAGUCAGGCUGGUGAAGAGUCACACAUGUCUCCCUCUGCUGCUGCAACAAGCUUCCCUCCCCCACCUCCCAGAACCAGAAGAGGCAUGAAAAGGGUGGAGGAGAGGUUGGCUGCAUGCAGGCACAGGAUUUGAUUGCUUGGAAAAAGCCCUGGAGAGGAGGGAAUUUGGACGGCGGUGGGGAGGCAGGGACUUUUGGUCUCGGCAACUGAUUCAUGGGGUAAGACUUAUGGGAAUGAGCCACUGUUUUUAUUAGGCCUGACACUCAGUGAAGUUUGUGAAGAUCAUGGUUUUGCUAAUAAAGAGUUAGCUCCAACUUUGAAUGGUGUGAUUUACUGCCAGCUAGCGAUGUCACUUCACUUGGAAAUUAUUUUUAUUGGAGUAUCUGUAAAUCCAUAAGUCAUGACAACUUAAAUAGCAUAUAUUUUGCUUACAUUAUUUAGAGUUUGGGGGAGUGGGGACAAAGCCAAUAAAAAAUUUUUACAUACUAAUUUGGCAUACCUGAAGAGCUAUUUACAUAAAUUUGGCUAGGUUCACAUGUCACAUAUAACCAUAGUUUAAAACAAACUGGUUUAAUGUGAAUUAGCAGCGUGUUGGUUGAUGCUGUUCAAAAGUUCCGUGACGCUCCUCCCACACUCCUGCUACUGCCACUACACAAAGAACAGAAGCCAGAGUGUGGCUUAUUGUGUCCAAAGGUGAUUCUUCAUUUCUCCCAAACAUACCCUGAGCAGUAGCCAAGCUCUGUUCUUAUACAGAGUUAGCUUAAUAUUGUAUAAACAAAAUAUAUCGGGAAAGUUAAUCAGCUGUGUUGGGGAAAAUUAGGGUUUAUUUUCUCUGUUCUUUAACAUCUUAUUCUUUGUGUAGUAAGUUUUCAAUGAAAAUAGAUGUGUAACUGUUAAUCUAUUUUGGUAUAUUUAUAUAUUCUUUGCAAUGUUGGUAUAGUUAUACUUAGGUACUCCUACCUUGCAUAAAUGUCAUCAGUGCCUGAUCAUUAUGCUUUCAUACAAUGUUUGGAUUUCAGGCCUCAUUGAAGGCUGUUUAACAGAAAGACAUGCCUUGGAAGAAGCCUUGAAACUGAAAGAGGAGUCUGAAUGCCAUCUUGUUGCAGAACUGGAGAACUUGAAAGCAAAGCUCCAAGAGUUAACUCAGGAACAUGCAAGAUCUCUUGAGGAGCAGAAGCUGCUAAUAAGUCAAAAGAAAGCGUUGGCUGCCAAUGUAGGGGAGAGAGAAGAUGGUAAGGAAUAGACUGAUAUAUUAAAAUAUUAAACACACACAAAUCCUGAAUUGCUAAAAUGUUUGAAAAUUUCGCUAGGUGGAAAAUUUCCACUGACUUAAAACAUUUUUAAAAGGAUUGCAGUUUUUAAGUAUGUAAAGCAAAAGUUGGUAUUAUUUAUUUAAGAAAUUUAUACCCUGUUUUCACCUUCUGCCUCAAAGCAGCUUACAGCCAAAAGCACAGAAAAAAAUGCAAUAGAUAACAGAUUUCUGUUGGGUUAAAACACAGCACAAGACAAGGUGAGGUCAUCUAUAUGAUAAGCAGAAAACUAAGAUCCAGAGGCCUUGGUAAAUAAGUAUGGUUUUCUCCUGGUGCCAGGCAUGCUUCCUUGGCGAAAGCAUUCCCUAAACGGAGAGCCACCACUGAGAAGGUGCAGUUUUGUGUUGCCACCCUUUGCAUGUCCUUUGGAGGGCCUCAGGUGAAGAAUACAGAGUGGAGUGAGGCAGUUCUUGGUAUUGUGGUCCUGAACUGCAAACGGGUUUAUGAGUUAAAACCCACACUUUGAAUAGGGCCCAGAAACUAAUUGUUAGCCAGUGCAGCCAUGCCAGAAUCAGUUUUAUGUGAUGCUCAUGCUACUGAAUUAUACACCAGCUGCAGUUUCUGAACAGUCUUCAAAGUCAGCCCCCCAUAUAACACAUUGCAGUAAUCUAAUUCAGUGGUUUCCAGAGCAUUGACAACCAAAGUUAAGGGUAUAGCUAGGUCACCAAAUGAAGCUGAUGGAAAACAGGUCGCACCACUAAGGCCAAUUGAACCUUGAUGGAUCCAGAACAUACCCCCAGUCUGCACACCUUCAGAGGGAGUGUAAUUCUAUCUGGAACAGGCCAUGUCCCACCCAUCCAAUAUAGGGAACCACCCACCCAUAGUGUUGUAUUCUUAUCUAGUUUUAAGCUUCAGUUUAUUAGUUCUCAUCCAGUCCAUUAGUGAGGCCAGACAUUGGUUUUGUACAUCCACUGCCACACCUGCAGAUGCAAGGGACAAAAAGAGCCAUGAGUCAUAAGCAUAUUACUGACAAUGCAUACCAAAACUACAGAUGACCACUCAGCAGUUUCAUGUAGGUGUUAAACAGCAUGGGACAGAAAACCAAAGCACAGAAGGCCCAUCGGGCCAAGCAAAACUCCAUAAGCACCACCCUCUGACGCCGGUCACCCAAGUAGGACUGGAAUCAGCACAAAGCAUUGCCCCCAUUUUCAAUUCAGAUAGCCUCUCAGAAGAAUACCAUAGUUAAUGCUAUUUUAAACUUCUGAGAGACCAAGGAGGAUCAACAGAGACACCCUUCUCUUCUGACAAAGGUCAUCUUACAGGCCAAGACAACUUCUGCACUUUGUUCUAGCUUGGCAUGGGCAGGGCUGUUGUUGUUGUUUAGUCAUUUAGUCAUGUCCGACUCUUUCUGACCCCAUGGACCAGAGCACGCCAGGCACUCCUGUCUUCCACUGCCUCCCGCAGUUUGAGGUCAAACUCAUGGGCAGGACUGAGGAGGGAGCUAAAGCAAGGAGAGUUCCAAUGAAUAAGAUCAGUCAUAUUUGUCUGACUUGAAUGAAUCUCAAGAUGCAACUCACCACAUGGAUGUAUUCUGAUGCCAGCCAAGAAGUUCCAGUAUGAUAAAUGAUCAGUGUUCCUUUUUAAUUUUAAAAUAAUGUGUGAUAUUCAUAUCUUUGGUAAUGUUAUUUUUUAUGUAUUAGUUUUACUCAAGGAAAUCGAACAUCUAGCAAAAGCAAAGUUAGAACUGCAAUGUCAAGUAGAAAAGGACUGUUCCACCUUGAAUUCUCAAAUGAAAAUCUUGGAGAUGGAACUUGAAGAACAACUAAACAAAAAUCAGAAGAUAACAGCCAUGUCGUUAGAGGUUACUGACCUGAGGCAACAGAUUCAAGCCCUUGAAAGACAGCUUAAAAACCAGCGAGAUUUCAUGGAUGUAAGAAACCAAUGCAUUCUUUGCAAUCUGGACAAAAUAGCACUAAAUCUUUCAGUUAAAAGUCUCAGUAGCCUUAAAACGGUUCUUGUAAAUUCUAAGAUCUGGAAACACAACUCUUAUUUUCUUGACAGAAACAAGCUGUGGAACGGGAACAUGAACGUGAUGAAUUUCAGGAAGAAAUUCAUAAACUUGAAAUGCAGUUAAAAGUGACAAGAAAAUCCCAAACCUCUGAGCAGUCCAGAGUGUAUGAGGUAGGUAAAACAUACAUUCUUCAAGAAUGGAUCAUCUGAACUAGGGCAACUUUGAAAAAGUUGAUUAUUUUUCAGUAUUACAUUGAUCAGCCCAACCCAGAAAAAGUAUUACAAUCUUAAGACCCCGCCAAGCUGGCAGCUAGCUUGUGUCAAUGUAUCCUAGACAACAUCCUGUGUACAUCCCAUAAUAAAUCUCCAAACCACUUUCCCUGUAGCUAUGGCAACACUGCUUAAUGCAUCCACACCACAGUCAUGCAUGGACUGAGCCAAUCAAGACAUAGCAGGAAAGAGCCUCCAUGGCGUCACCACACUAUAUCCCACACACAUCUCACUAGACACAAGGCCAUAAUAUCUUGGACGUCAGCCGCCCACUGUGGCACAGAGACCAAGAGCCCAGCAACAGAGAGCUUUCUGGAAUCCCAGCAUGAUGGAUUUUGAAUCCCCAUAGGCUACUAAUGACACACAGAUUGCUAAUGAACACUUUGCUAACUUCACCAUUUAAAGGGAAGGAAUGGUGGUGGUAUAGCAAAUUAUCACCAUAGCUCUCUUGGAAGGAGAUCUUCACAGUAAACACAAAGGUCUUGCCCGCCAAGGAUUCAAGGCCACUGAAGUGUGCAACCGGGUCCAUCUGAGGGGCGGGCAACAAGGGAAACUAACUUACACGGUUAGUCCAUACAUUGUUUGCUCAUCAUACUGUUUUUCAGUAUUGGCAAGGAGUUACUGGGGCAAUUCUUAGUUUAUUAUUAUUUAUUAAAUUUCUGUACUACCCUUCAACUGAGGAUCACAGGGGAGUUUACAAUAUUAAAUCAUAAGAAUGCAUACAAUAGUAACAAACCAAAAUAAGGACAUACACCCGGUUUAAAAAGCCAUAGGUUGUUUAAUUAACCAAAGGCCUGGAAGAAGAGGAAUGUUUUUGCCUGACGCCUAAAUAUAUGUAAUGAAGGCAGCAAGCGAGCCUCUCUGGGGAGAGCAUUCUACAAGUAUGCAGCCAUUGCAGAAAAGGCCCGUUCUCAUGUUGCUUCCCUCUGGACUUCUCAUAGAAGGGGCACAGAAAGACAGGCUUCAGAUGACGAUCACAGGGUCCAACUCGCUUCAUAUGAGGAGAGGUGGUUCUUGUGGUAUUGCGGUCCUGAGCCAUUUAAGGCUUUAUCGUUCAAAACCAGCACUUUGAAUUGGGCUCAGAAAAUAAUUGACAGCCAGUGCAGUCAGGGCAGGAUCGUUGUGAUAUGCUCAAACCAUCUUGCUCCAUUGAGCAACCUGGCUGCUGAAUUCUGCACUACCUGAAGUUUCCGAACCAUCUUCAGAGGCAGCAUUGUGUAGAGGUUACCAGAGCAUAGACAACAGAAGUUAGGCUAUCCCUGUCCAGAUAGGAGCUUUGAAGCAAAUUAUGAUGAUUUACAUAAAUGUGUUUGGGGUGUAUUAACUAUUAGAUUAACUCGCUUAUUUGUCAAACAGCAUGAAAUCUUUUUGUUUGUCCAUUCUUAUAGGUAGAGACUCUCCACAAUGAAAUAAAAGAGAAAACAGAGGAUUAUAAUACGCUUUUCUUAGAUAAAGAGCAGAUACAGAAAAACCUUGCUGUUCAAAAAGAAGAAAUAGAAAAGCUGGAAUCACGAGUCAGAGAACUGGAGUUUAUGAACAGGGAAGAAGCAAAGAAUGUCAAUAAACUCACGCAAGAGCUGCAAAAAAUGAAAAAAAAGGAAGCGGAACUAAAACAAGUAAAUUUAUGUAAAUUACUCUCUUUAACAGAAAGAAGAAUUUAGGCAUUACAUAGGAGUGAUAGCUGGCAUUUUUGUGUUGUGAGUUUCUAAUGGUGUGGGAUUUUGUAGUCGUAAAAACACUAGGGCAUUCUGCACCAAGAAGUAUGUUUUCUCUAAAGAAAGAUUUGGCUAUACUGGGAUGCACCUUCUAUGUUCUCUCUGUGUCAUUUUUCUGCCUCUGGGCUGAGCAGUCUCAGGUCUCUGAUCUGCUUGGUUGGUUUAAUCCUGUUCAAGUGAAGUUUGAAGGCCAGGUUGAAGAUGAUGAAAUAAAUACAGCCACCAAACUCUGCUCUUGCCCUUGGCUCUUAGGUGCCCAUAAGAAACCUGUCUUAGCCUCUUGUCAGAAUGCUAAGAAGAUGGAGGAGGGUGAGUGGUGUCUUGGUCACAGCACCAUGACUAUAGCCUGAGGGAUGGUUCAGCCUGCAGUGCGAGUUCUAAACCUUUCACUGCUCAUUCACAGGUUGUGUGACUGAACCCUUUCCUGUUUUUCCCACAGUGAUUUACCCUCUUGUGUAUGGCCUCCCUCCUUUAGCCCAGUGGCCAUUUGUAGAAUCUAACUGCUGGAAGAGAUGUGCUGAGGUGGUAGGAAUUGUCACCAUGGAUCUCUGGGGGGUCAACUUUUCAGAUGGCACUGCCGUGCUAAGGCUGUGGCAACUGUGGUUGCUCCACUCAUGGCCCUCUGUCCUACCUUAAAUUUCAUUCUCAACUUUCUUUGCUGUCUGUGGAGACUGUGAAAAUGUCCUGUCUAUCUUCAUUUGUUCCUGCUGCUGGGUUUGCUGCUGCCUCUGCUGGCCUCUUCACUGAUUCAGCCUGGGGCUGAAUUUUCAGGCUGUCCCUGCAUACAGGCUAUCUACUUCUACCAGUGUCUGAUCUAGAAAGGUAUGGCAGUCUGGAUUGAUCCUGGCUAACUCCCAAUAAUGUGAUUUUUACCUGUGUUGUGAUUGAUUGACAAGUAAAAAAAAAUUCCUUCUAGAAGCUGAUGAUUCCUUUUCUUAACCAUUGUUAAUUCUCUUGUAAAGGAUUAUUUGAUCUUCUGAAGGCUUACUGUGCUGUUUGCCACCUCUUCUAUUUCUGAUCUUUUUCUCCUUUCAUGGGACCUUGUUGUUGUUGUUUAGUCGUUUAGUCGUGUGCGACUCUUCGUGACCCCCUGGACCAGAGCAUGCCAGGCACUCCUGUCUUCCACUGCCUCCCGUAGUUUGGUCAGACUCAUGUUUGUUGCUUCGAGAACACUGUCCAACCAUCUCGUCCUCUGUCGUCCCCUUCUCCUUGUGCCCUCCAUCUUUCCCAACAUCAGGGUCUUUUCCAGGGAGUCUUCUCUUCUCAUGAGGUGGCCAAAGUAUUGGAGCCUCAGCUUCAGGAUCUGUCCUUCCAGUGAGCACUCAGGGCUGAUUUCCUUAAGAAUGGAUGCGUUUGAUCUUCUUGCAAUCCAUGGGACUCUCAAGAGUCUCCUCCAGCACCAUAACUCAAAAGCAUCAAUUCUUCGGCGAUCAGCCCUCUUUAUGGUCCAGCUCUCACUUCCAUACAUUCAUGGGACCUAUUUCUCCCCAAAAGGGCAUGUUGUAUCCAAAGGUCAUACAAGCAGAAGGGGGCCUGUGUGACAAUAUUUCCCUAUUACUAUAGCCCCCUGAAAGGCCUAUCUGAAGGCUGUAUAUCUCCAUCUGUGCAGAAUUGAGCUGGUGGUCCACUGCAAUAGGGAGACGUUUAAUGCUUGAUGUUCUAUUAUGCUUUUAUAUUUGUUGGAAGCCACCCAGAGAGCCUGGGGUAACCCAGUCAGAUGGGCAGUACUAAAAGCAACUUACGUUUUGGUCAGCCAAAAGUUUCCAGCCCUGGCCUUGCUUUGCUCUCUGCCACAGUGACUUUUCAAAGCCACGGCUGUGCCUGUACAGUGGUGCCUAGCCCCUAAUAUCUGCUUGUUGCUAAAUAGCAGGGGUGCACUGAAGUCCUACCCUGCUUUACUGGUUUUAGGGAGACUUGUCUGUCUGUCCUUCAUAGUCCUAGAGGCGGUGGCAGCUUUGCUCUGGCUUCUGGAAGAAAUGGCUAGCAUGGGAAGAGGUCCUGAUACUUGACUUCCUUUGAUUUAACAUCAAAUAAACCAUGGAUGAAUUGGAACAUUAGUAACGUUUUUUGUUUCAGGGCCAGUGAUAUAAAUGGAGAUUGCAGAACAGCAAAGACAGCCUGUGGUAAAUUCAAAUGAUAAAAAACUAAUCUCGCCAUUGAUUUAUAAUAGGCUUUGUCACAUGUUAGCAAUCAAAAUAAUCUGAAGGUACUAUUACUUACAUAUAUGAUGUUUGUGUUUAUAUUUACAGGAUAAAGAAGCAUUACAGCAGCAGCAGUAUGAUAAUUUAAUUCAGAUUUCUACACUGCAAUCCAAAUUGGAUGAAAUCAGGCACAGAGUACCUAGGGAAGACAGCUUGGAUCAUACACUAAUGGAACAAUCGAAAACACAAGAGGAACUUUUAUCAAAAAAUAGAAAUGUAAGUUUCAAUGAGAAUAAUAAAAGGGCCAAUUGAUUUUUAAAAAUCCUGAUCCUCAUAUUGAUUGUUUCCGGGUUGAAACUAUAAUAGAAGUUCAAAAACCUAUUUUAAGAAUGUAGGUUAUAAAUGAAUAGUUACCUCUACUGAUUUCUCUCCCCCCCCCGCCCCUUUAACCUUUGUGGUAUUUGAAAUCUUACAAUGUCUUUGAAAGAAAGCUGCAGGAUAGCUGUCAGGCUCGGGAAAUUCUAUCCCUCCCCCGGCGGCAGCUCGAAGCAGGAAAAAACAAAGAGAGUUCUUAGUAAUGAGUUUAUUCAAUCAUCAUGGUGAGAAGCAAAGAAAUCCAGUCAGUCUCCCAUAAUGGCAUUGUUGCAACUGAGCUCCUCCCUUCCUAGUAACAGCACUUCCCCUUAUGGUGGCCGCCAAGGGCUAAUUGUCUUUGCAAGGGCUAAUUGCUCUAGCACCCUCAAUGAACGAAGUGUUUUAGGAGAAGGGGGGGUCAAAUACUUUCCAGUGAUAACGUGUCAGUUGGCUCCCCUGGCUCUGGCUCUCCCCUCUCCCAACACCUCCCAACUUUUCUGUUCAUCUUUCUUUGUGCUGUGACCUUUGUCAAGCCACUGCUGUAAUUCAAUACUCCCUUCCUCUUCUCUAGGAGCGUCAGGAGAACGGGGGGGGGGGUGUGUGUGAUCUCCACCAUUCCUCCUCCCUUUCAGUCCAGUCGGUGACAAUAGCACUUGCUAGUUGCAUUGAAUUCCCAGUUCAAUGCUGUGAGUUUCAUACGAUAACUGCAGGUGCUGGAAAAUGGUUGUAUAGUUGCAACAGGCUCCUUGGGCCAUUUUGUGUUGAAUAUAAAUUCCUCUCAAAUUCUUGGCAUUUUUAUGCUCUCCAGUAAUACAUAAUGGCUAUUCAUCUGAUCCUCACCCACCCCCACAUUAUUUAUAUCUGUGUAGUUUAUUCUCCCAUUAUUUUCCAUGUUACUGGAAAGUACAAAGACCCUGCUCAGGGUAUCCUGGGCUCUAGCCUUAUUGGCAGAUGAUGCAUUAUAUGUUGUUCAGUUCUCUUCUAGAUCCCUGGUAGCCAGUUCCUUUGUUCGCCACUCUCUUUAGUUUCACCACUGAGAGACAGAUGUGCUUUCUUGUUCCAAUUUGGUCAUGGAGCCAUGUGUUGGGGGCAAACUAUUUGGUGAUGAAGCUGUGAAGGAUGUCCUAUCCUAGUAUAAGCCAAAAAUAAAUAUGCCUAUUAAAAAGCAAAACAGAGUUCCUUUCAUCCUUCGCGGUCCUUUUGGGUUCCUAGGCCUGGUGGUAGGGAGAGAGAGUUUUGGUCCAACGUCCCUCCUGAAAUUGGUCAUGAGGUGGAGGACAAGGGCAACAGCAGUCUGCUUCUAGAUUUGCUUCUUUCCUUCUGCAAUCCUGUUGCCACCCUGCCAUAGGAUGGUCUUUCAUGCACUUCACCUUGAGUUAUCUGAGGUUCCCCCCACAUAUGUUUCCUGUCUCCCAUUUUCAAGAAUCCAGUAAAAAAGGCUGGUGUGAAGCAAGCAACCCAACAGUUCCAGGACAUUGAAGCAGUGGAGCUAGUUCCACUCAGGGAUCUCUGUUCUAACUUUUAUUCUUCUUUACUGUGCCCAAGAAAGAUGGCUAUCUCUGGGUGGUAUUGGAUCUCAAGCAUAUCAACUUGUUCAUUUGUUACCAAUCAAAAUCAUUUAGUUCUUAGGAUCAGCCUUCAUAAUAAUAUCAUAUGAUUACAUAUAACCAUUUUAAGUGUCUUUCCUUAUUAAGACUUUGGUUAAUUUCCCUAUUCAUUAACUGUCUCCCAAUAGCCUCUUUCAUCUGUCUAUAUAAUGCAAGAUAAUGAUAAUUGCUGUACCUUUCCCAUUCUCUUUUCAUGCAUACAGUGGCCACCAUAGAUUCUAACAGUUUAUUCUUUUCAGCAUUCUGGAAUGGGCAUUUACUAUGUGCAAUACUAGUUAUGUACUGUAAAAAAAGUAGACAGGCCCAGGCCUAUUCAGUUUAGCUAGGCCGUAGGCUCAAAGGAAAUGGAAUCAUUAGUGAUAAAGUUUUAUGAAAUUAUUAUAUUUCCAUCACAGGUACUUGAAAUUGAAGACUUGAAGUCUGUUAUAGAGCAUCUUCAUGAUGACAAGGAACAAUUGCUAAAGGAUAAAACAGAAGAAAUAGAGCAGCUGUACAAAGUAAUUGAGAAGCUUCAAAAUGAAUUGACUCUUCAUGAAAUUCGUGAUAGCCCAGACAAUUUUAAUAAUGUAGCUCUAGAAGAGCAGGAGGAGAACCUUCAUAAUAAAUUGAAGAAAGGAUCACCACAUCAUCUGGAGAGCAGAGAUGAGGGUGACAGCUGUCUGUUACUUAAUUCCAGCCAGAAACAGAUUCUGGAACAACUAGAAAGUCUUUUGGCAGACAGAGAAACCUGGCAACAGCUGCUUGAAGAAAAAGAAUGUCAGUUUCAAGCAGAGAUAAAAAACCUAGAACAAAAUGCUCAAGAGUCCUCUAGACAGCACUUCACUGAGCUAGCCGCUUUACAGCUACAGUAUAAAGAAUUACAGGAAGAACAUAAGCUCCUGAACAUGUGCUUAACUCAAAAAGAAAGUGACAUGACUGUGACUGCUUCUUGCAUUCAGGAACUUAAAGAUAAGCUGCGAGACAGCGAAAUAAAGCUUACAGAGACAGAAAAACAGUUCCAAGCAGUGUCAGAGCAGAAAAUAGAGCUGGUAGUUAAAGUAGAGAACAUACGAGGAAAGGUGGUGCAGCUUGAAAAUGAACGACAUGUCUUGGCACAAACGCUGCAUGACAAAGAGGCCACUUAUCAGAGGGAGAUUAGUGAACUUCAUACUGCUGCUGCAGAACUCAAAUCUCAGAUUGAGAAAAUGACAGAAGAACUGGAAACAGUGAGAUCUGAGAAAGAUUUUUUUCACUCACAGUUGAAAUCCUACAGGGAAAAGGUUCAAGAUAAUGAUAAUAAGAAACUUAAACUUGGUGAGCUGGUGCCAGAACCCGUUCCCUACGUUUCUUCUGAAGAAAUUGAGGAAGGGGGAGAAGAGAGAGAACCAAAUAACAAGCCCUCAGGAUCAGUGGAAUUUUCUUACAGAGAUGAAAUGGUAUGUGCCAACCAUAAUAUUAUAAAUACCCAAAUAAUGGUUGAAAUUAAUAAUCAGGAUAUUAAAAUGAGUCUGGUUAAGAGAUGUCCAGAUGUGUCACCGUCAAUAAAUUAUUGGUUUCCUCCAGAUAAGCAAUUUUAAGUUCUGUUUUGUCCUCCUAAAGAGCAGGGCUGACAUAUCUUGAGCAGGACCUCCUGGUCUCUUAGCUGACCACACAAGCCAGGGUACAUUGGAGUCCAUGCCGCAGCAGGCUGUUGCCGUCUUCCUAACUAGGUCUUUGGUGAGCAGUAAUAACUCAGUCUGAGCCCACCAUCCAAGAGGGAGAAAUAGUGGAAAUCAGAUGGGAGAACCUUCUGCAAACCUGGGGAAAAUAGAAAGAUACCAUUGGAGAUACUCUUCUUGCCUGUGUGUGCAAAAACAAAGUGGGAUAGCAAGGUACUGAUUAGCAGGGGCAUAACAUGUGACUCUGUCGCCUGUUGUGCACGGGCUGGGGGUAGGGGGAGUUCACCCCACCGGUCCAGCCCUUGCCGCCAACUUCUGUUUCAGGGUGCACUCAUGCUGCCCAGAAAUGUAAGCAGUUAACAUUCAAAGCCUGUUUUCAAUAUGUGAGCAGGGAGGAAGGCAGCAACACAAGAAUUUGUCUUUUCUGCAGUGGCUCUUCUCCCAGGGCUUUGAAUAAUUAAAAAAUCUAUGGCCUUUUUAACGGGGGGGGGGGGCGGGCUAUUGUUUUGUUUGUUAUUACGGUAUAUAUUUUUGUGGUUUUAUAUUGGAAACCACCCUGUGAUAGUUGGAUGAAGGGCAAAUAAUUUAAUUUAUAAUAAUAAUAGUCUGGACUAAAGCUAAUGCAGAAGGAACAGCUGAGCAAAGCUGCAAGGAGGCUCAAUUUGGAGUGCUAUUGCCAGUACCUAAAUGCUAGGGAAGGGUUCACUGAUGGGAUGUGUGUUGGGAGGUAUGCAGCUCUCCUGCAAAUGUUUUUAACCCACGUAGAGCAUGCCCCCCAGUAGAUGAAAAGGAUGGACUUUUAUUAGCAGCAAAAAUGUUUGCAAGAAACACCUUCCCUCUGUUUUGUCUCAGCCUUAAGUUUCAGUGAUUUCAUGUUAUGGCAGGUUAUUAAAUGUUUGUGUUUCUUUCUAGGAAAAAUAUAUUACUGUGACUAAUCUGAAGUCUUCUAGUAAAAAUCUUAAUAUUCAGGAUACACAUCUUAAAGGAAUGGUUCUGGUUCAUGGAACAGAAGUAACAAAUACUGUUAAAGAACAUCAAGAUCCACAACCAGUUUUUCAACAAAUGUUGCAACUUAAUCAUGUUUUUCAAAGCACACAAUUCAGUCAAAAGAUAACAGAAAACUUUGAAAGCAGGGUCAUAGAUAAGACUUCAUGGGACUCACCUGAGAUGAUGCGAAAACAGAAUAACAGCAUGGAGCUCCAGAUAAGUCUUCCUUUAACACCCUUUUCAGAAGUUGAUGGUAUGCAUAGCACAGGCUCUGCAAGCCUGUGCUCAGAUUCCUCAGUCCUACCGGGAGACAUCACAGGGUUGUUGGAGUACCCAAUUUCCUAUUCUAAUGGCAGUGAAGAAACGGCAGCAUAUCUCCUUCAGUCUCAACAUUCCAGUCUCCACAUUGCAGCCUCGGCAAUCCCAGAAGCAACUGACUACAAUGGUGCGCAAGAAAAUAUUUCAGUAAGUGAUUAUUCUGUAAACACACAUUAUUUUAUUGCUGAGUCAUGUGCCUUCAGCCGUUCCCAUGGAAACAAAAGGAGUAAAGAAUAAUAGGUACCGUGUCAUAGUAGCCAGAUUUGAUCAUUUCAUCAUGAACUCCAGGCAGUAAAGUAAAGGUAAUUAUGGUCAACGUUGCAGUGCCCUUUAAUAAUCAAUUGUAUGUAAGUGACUAGCUUUUUGAAAAGUAAAUGUGGUUGCUUUGAAGUGAGCAAUGGAUUGGACUUAUUCUUAGAGAGAUCUAACCCACUGUGAGAAAUAUUUUAGUAUCGUAUUUUAACAUAAGACCACUUUUUUCAGUCCUUAAUGUAAUGGUGGCAGUUCAGAGGUCUCAUCUAGAUCCUCCAAGAUCCUACCAAAUCCUGGUGACCAAAGAGAAAAACUGAAAUAGACACAAUGCAGGGGUAGGCAGAGCGCAGCGCCCUGAGGAGGAUGCAAAUCAACUCCCUCCAAUCAUCAGAUUGAGCGUUUGAGCAGAGAAGGGGUGAUAACUUCUUUGGCGAUCACUUGUAGCUGAGUAAGAUUGUCUUCCAUGAACAUGGUCUUAACAGUGAGUCCGUAAGUGACUGUGGAAGCCAAUUCUGGAUCCCCACGUCCUUCCACAAUGGGGACAUAGGUUUCUGGGUGGGAGUUGAUCAUGGUGAGGGGUUUCCAAACAUGCCUUCCUCUUAGCGCACUUCUCCCUUUCAUCCUGAGUUCGAGUAUCUUCAAAGUCCAUGACAUCUUGGUAAGGCUGUUCUCCAGUUGGAGCGCUCGCAGGCAAGUGUUUCCCAAUUGUUGGUGUUUAUACUACAUUUUUUUAGAUUUGCCUUGAGAGAGUCUUUAAACCUCUUUGAUUGGCCACCAGCUUUACGCUUUCCAUUUUUAAGUUUGGAAUAGAGUAGUUGCUUUGGAAGACGAUAAUCUGGCAUCCAUACAACAUGACCAGUCCAACGAAGUUGAUGUUGAAGAAUCAUUGCUUCGACACUGGUGAUAUUUGCUUCUUCCUGUAGACUGGCAUUAGUUCACCUGUCUUCCCAAGUGAUAUGUAAAAAAUUUCAGAGACACGGUUAAUGGAAUCUUUCGAGGAGUUGGAGAUGGCAUUUAUAAGUGGUUCAAGUUUAACAAGCAUACAGUAAGGUAUAGCUUUGUAAACAAGCAUUUUGGUUUCCCUGUGACUGUCCCAGUCCUCAAACACUUUGCACUUCAAUCAGGAAAAAGCUGCACUUGCAGAGCUCAGGCAAUGCUGGAUUUCAGCAUCAGUAUCGGCCCUUGUGGAAAUAUAACUUCACAGGUAGGAGAAGUAAUUGACACUUUCCAACAUUACACCAUUGAGUUAGAUUUGUGGCACUGCAGAGGGGUUCUUUUGUGCUUGUUGGCAUAGCACACCUUCCUCAACUGAUCUGUACUGUCUGCUAUGUGUCUGUGUUUGUGUGUGCGCACACAUGUUGAGUGUGUGUGUGUGAGAGAGAGUGUGUGUGGCACCGCCCACUUUUGGCCACCACUUACGUAUGGCCCCUGGGUGGAUGCACCACUUGAACCAAAAAAGGACCAGCCACACCUUUAUUGAGUGAUGUAGUGGGGAGAGCAUGUGAGUCACAAGAGCAUCCUUGGCAGAGCAAACCAGCACUUCAUUUGGUCCAGCUUUGUGUUUUCCACAGUGACCAAACCAGUGGGAGCUCAAGGCCCUCCCCUGCUCUCAAGCAAAAAAAGAAAAGAAAAGAGUGAAUAGCAUUUGCUUUGAUCGGAAUCCAUUCACUGGUUGGGUAUGAUCUCCUCCAGUGAUGAGGCAGGAGAGCAUAGAAUUCUGGGAGGCAGCUGUGUCUGCUCUGCUUUUUGUCUCCUGCCUGAUGAAGGAGUCCGCAGAGCCUUUUCUCCUCCAAGUCUCCUAUGAGCAGUCAGUAUACCUUUCUGAAAGGUUCCCCCCUGGAGGAGUAGAGGAGCAGGAAGGCGUGCAAAUAAAACAUUUCACUGCUGCUUGCUAAAUCUCUUCCUUGCUCUAAGGCAGGCAUCCCCUCCAGCUGUUUUGGAACUACGAUUCCCAUCAUCCCUGACCACUGGUCCUGUUAGCUAGGGAUGAUGGGAGUUGCAGUCCCAAAACAGCUGGAGGGCUGAGUUUGGGGAUGCCUGCUCUAAGGGGUUGAGUGACCAAGGAAGCCAAGGAUAUAUUAGUGAUUUAAAAACUAAGCAUGACUUGGGAAAGGAAACUUGCUCUCAGCAUUUUCCCACAAGGAAAGGCCAGUGAUUCUCUCCCAUCUGUUAAGAGCCCCGGAGUGCUUACUGACCUAGUAUUUCCUUAUAAUGCGGGCCCAUUUCUCUCCUAAACAGACUUGUCUAGCAUCAUAUUUUUUCCCUCUCUGCUAUGUUGUUCACUGUCAUGCAUAGAUACAAUAAACACUAAGAAAAGGAGGCUUAUUUUCCUAUGCUAGGACUGCAGAACCUGGAUAACCAAACACAGGAGAAGUUGGGCAGGGAAUGUUCUUUGUUCUUUUGCUCUUGUUAUUUUUGUUUUUGGCUAUGUGGACAAGGGUGCUGUAUAGUUCUGUAUAUUCUGCAUAUUUUUGUGCUUGUUAUGAAACUUAAUAAAAAUUAUAUUUAAAAAGGAAUGUUUCCAGUUCCCCACCACAUUGAAGGCAGGGCUCUGCACUAUUACCCUUCCCUAGACUUCUGAGUGGCUGGGCUUCUUCCUGAUCAGGAGGGUAUCAUUUGCAAAUCCAUGGUGACCAAACCUACUUUCAGAUUGAUUUAUUCUGCAAUUAAUAUCAAAUUCGGUAACUUUUUUUGUAUGUGGUAUAUAUUCAAGUGUGCGUAUGGCCUCCUAUAUAUACAUGGGGCUCCCUUUAGUAGAAAAUUCAGUGUGAUGGGAUUUGUUGUGCCUGGUUUGUCAUCUGGUAGUAAAACAGUGAAAAAAAUGAAAGCUGUGUUUUGGUGGGCACCAGAAUGGGGGCAAACCUGUUCCCUCAGCACUGAUGCUGAGAUCACCUAUCUCAGUCGUGUCCUUGAAGGGGCUGUGGGUUUCUUUAAACAUCAGUGCUUUCCUUCAAAAUACUAAAUAGUGUGGGAUUUGUUCAUUCCUGAGUGCUGGUAAUAUUUUUAAAAUAUAAACUGCAAUUUAUAUUUAUGAUUCAGUAUUCAUAACUAAUAUAAUAGAUGUACAAAAUGUAUUGUGAGGUGUAACCCUAAAAGAAUUAGCACACUUUUCCGUGUAUUAGACGAGGGGUUUUUUUACUGUAAAAGAAUGUUUAAAAUGAUUUAUGGGGACUGGCAAUUGGUUGUCAGCUGCGAUUGGGUGGGAGAAUGGAGUCUGCUGCAUGUGUUGCUGUGGAUUGGCUGAUGCUGCUGCAUUCGGGCGUGCAAAUGCCGGCUGCUGUUGGCUUGCCGGCAGACACUGUUGCUUCUUCUGCGUGUGUGUUUUGUAGCGUUUGUCAGUCGGGUGAGUGUUUUUCGGCAUUCCCCCUCCAAAAUACGUCAAUAACUGUAAGCAUCCCACCCCCGAAAAAGCUCAACAACUGGGCCAUCUCCCCCCAUUGUCUAAAAUUGUAGUCCCCAAAAAUAGGGGUCGUGUUAUACGGGGGGGGGGGGGACGUGUUAUACACGGAAAAAUAAGGUACUGUUAUUCAUUCCUGUGGAAAACAUAAAGUAGAAUAUGUACGUCCAUUGCUGCUGUAGGGGACUUGUUAAUGAAGCUAGGACUUCAUUGUAUUUUUGUAUAUUCAUUUCUAAAUAGGUUAGAGAUGCUGAAGGCUUCACUCUGUUGCAAUCCAAGCUGCAAGAUGAUCUAAAAUCAACGAUGUCCAGACGUGAGGGUGCAAGCACUGAGUAUGGCAGCAGUGAGUUAAUGAAUUCAUGCUAUAAAUGAUUUCAGUGGGCAUGCUCCAAUGUGGCUUGGGCUCCUGGGAUUUACCUUGGGUCACUUGGAGAGCAUGUCUUAGGCAUGCAGACUCCCCCAACAGGUAGAGAUUAACUACUAAAUUGGGGGUAUCCUGUACUUAUUUCCGUAGAAGACUACCCUGGUCCCAUGAAAUAGAGCCACUCUCAAGCCUUGUCACUUGGAGGCUAAGUGAUUUUGAACAAAUUUUAGUCUUAGAAACUGAAACAAUAAAAAAACAAGCUAAAAUUAUAGCUUGAGCAAUGAAAGCUGGCUGACCAAUAACCUAUGGAACUUUUUUCUGUAAUAUAAAAUCCUUGAACUUGCCUACUAAACUGGCCUCCUGCCAACCUAGCAGUUCAAAAGCACAAAAAUGGAAGUAAAUAAAUAGGUACCACUCCGGCGGGAAGGUAAACGGCGUUUCCUUUCGCUCCUCUGGUUCGCUAGAAGUGGCUUAGUCAUGCUGGCCACGUGACCCGGAAGCUGUACGCCGGCUCCCUCGGCCAAUAAAGCGAGAUGAGCGCCGCAACCCCAGAGUCGUCCGCAACUGGACCUAACAAUCAGGGGUCCCUUUACCUUUACCGUUACUAAAGGUGGGAAAAGUCAUUAUUAGGUUGAAGAACUCAUCAGGAACAUUAUUUACCAUUAUUUCUUUAAGCUAAGUAGAGUUUGUAUUCAGUGGUACCUUGGUUCAAGAACAGCUUAGUUUAUGAACAGCUUGGAUUAAGAACGCUGCAAACCCGGAAGUAGGUGUUUUGGUUUGUGUACUUUGCCUUGGAAGCAGAACAUGUUCUGCUUCCUGUUGAGUGUGUUCCAUUUGUAAAUUGAGUCCCCCGCUGCUAUGGGAAAGCACACCUUGGUUUAAGAAUGCUUUGGUUUAAGAAUGGACUUCCGGAACGGAUUAAGUUCAUAAACCAAGGUACCACUUGCACUUUAUCUUUUGUCCUGUUCUCUUCACCCAUAGUAUUCAUGAAGAUCCUGGUAGCCCUAGUUGCACUGAUCAGAUAUGUGAGAAUGAGCAUCUACCCAUAGUCUUGAACCCUUUGUAUCUAGUACCCUUCUCCCCCCCACCCCCCCAUCGCCUCCUGGACACAGCCAGGACAAUCCAGACUCUAUGGCACCACAGGUUCAUCGUCAUGAAGAGCAUUCUGAUGCCUUGAUGGUUUCUACUUUACCCAGCAGAAGUCCUCAGUGCACUGUUGAACAAGGUCAUCAUCUCUGGAUUGGUAAAGUGCAGUACACAGCCUGGUAUCUUACCUUAAUAAGAUGAUAGGGUGUGCCAAAAGUAUCUAGCCAUUCUUCUGGGAAUGGUGAUAAGUCAAUGCUAGGCUAGAUGAUGUUACAGUUAGGUGGAUUUGUAGCUGGUUGAUGACCAAACCCUAGUCAUAUGAACGUUCUUGCCAUUUUGUUUUUCAGAUACUAGUUCAGAUUUAGUUCUUCAGCUUAAUCAGGAAGAUCCAGAAACUAUUUUACACCAAGACAGCAAGAUCAUGACUUAUCUGCAGUGCUUUGGAAUUGUUCCAGAUAUCACGGAACCAGCAAGAAAAGAAAGAGAAGUGUUUUCGCAACAGUUGAAGGUAAUGUGGGUAAGCAAAUUGUUGGGCAACUUGAAGCUCAUCCAGACUUCCUUUUGUGCCGUCUUUCAGGCUUUAAAGCUCAAUGUCUGAGCAAUGGGGUUUUUUUGUCCCAGCACUUUUCUUGGGAAACUCUGCGUUUUAUCGCUGAAUCAUAGCAAACAGCAAUUGGGUUUUCCACAGAUUGCCAUUUGCUCCACUUUAGCAGCAAAAUGUGGGUUUUCUUGGGGAAAGCGCAGAGACAAAAACAACUGCUAAGACAUAGAGCUUUAAAGCACAGACCUUUGCCUGGAAAGCCCAGCACAAAAGGAAGUCUGGAUGAGAUUGUACUAUAUGUGUACCACAAUUUUAAAUUGAAAUAACAAUAUUUAAAAUACUGUAUGACAUAUUCCUUGCUUGAUUUGAAUAAAUGACGGAAAAGGUCUCCUUUUUCCUGGCAGACUAGCCCUACAGUCACUGCUGGGCAACCCCUGAAGGGGAAGCUCUAUGAUUCAUUUGAAUGCUCCUCCUUCCUUCUUUCUCAGCAUCUUAUCGGUUCUGGUUUUCCUGACAGCUCAUUCAGAAGUCCUUCUCUCCUCUAUGUAACAUGCUAGCUUUCUGCUAAAUUUUUUCCUUUCCAAAAUUCUUUUUCAGAACUUCAGCUUCUUUCUCUCAUUUCUUUCCUCCUACCUCCCUGCCUCCCCCGUGUGUGUGUGUGUGUGUGUGUAUGUGUACACACACACACAAGCUAUAGAGAGAGGAAAAUAUUUUGUUCAUUUUGUUCUCUGUGUUUGGAUGCUUCUCAAGAUAUCAUUGCAAAACUUGGCACAAGGGUUGCUGGGGUGGGGAAUUUUGUUGAUAUUUGAAUGCUGGCCGCCAUUUUGAAUUAGCUAUUUUGAAUCAAGCAUGUUUUACUCUUCCAGUUAGCGAGAAAAGAGGCACAGUGCCAAGCCCCGCUCUCUCUGGUGCACGUCCAUUUGAUUCUCUUCAUCUCUUCACAAGUUGGAGUGCUAAAUUUGGAAACAGGGUACCAGUAAAACAGGAAUUUUGUGAGAUUCCAUGAUUUAGCAAAAUUUGUCUUCCAAAGAGAUAUUGAAGUAGUUGAAAUCUCCCAUUACUAAUAACUCUUCCUUGCACGAAAAAUCUGUUAUUUGUUUCAGAAAAGCAUCAUCCACAUCCUCUCCUUAUUUUGGUGGUCUUUGCUAGGUGGUGACUGUCAUGUUAUACUUCUUUCUCCUGUUUAGUUUUGCCCAGAUGCUCUCUACAGUAGUAGCUGUAUUGGAUUUCUGUGCAGCUCUUUGGUUUUUAGGUCUAUAAUGCUACUCUGCCUCACUUUCUCUUGCAUUUAUACUUUUGGAUCAAGCUGUGUCCUUCAUUUGCUACAUUCCAGUCAUGAAGGUCAUCCCAUCAAGUCUCUAUCAAGUCAUAUUUACUUUUCUGUUACAGAUUUUCAUGGAUUUAUUUCCUACAUUCUCUAUGUUAGUGUGUAAUCAAAAGCUACAUAUGGUCCUAGAAAACCAACAGUGAUUCACGAAGGUGCCUUGCCGAAAUGUUGGUGGGACUGUUCUCUAUCCGAGGCCUACCUACCUACAUAUGUGGUAGGAUGGAUGUGCUAAGAUCCAUCUUGGAUAAUUCGUCUACUAAAUCCAGUUGAUCAUGUAUUGGACUCUGUGUUUCUUAUGUAAUAUUUGCUGGUUGCAGUAUGGAUUUUGUUUCCUUUGAAGAACUUUGCUGCAGUGUCUAUAUUAUUUUCAAACUGCAGAACAGUUUCAAGUGGUAAAUGUCUUGAGGACUGUGGGCUACCUGUUAUCAUCAGCUUGACGUAUUUUGCUUCCUUCUCAGAAUGUGUUGAAGAUGGUAUCUGAAGAGAGCUACAAAAUACUGGUUUUGUCAGAAAAAUCUCUGCCUCAUAAUGAUAAAAAAAAUGUACAGAAAUCUCCAUCGAAGGAGGGGUGGCAAAAAGAGAGUCUAGCCUUGCUUGAUACAGUUCAGUCACUGAAGGAUUACUUCAACAAAGUACCAGAUAAAGAAGACAAGGUAUACAGAUAUCUUUAUAAUUUUACUUGAGUUAGAGACCAUUAACAACAGCUGCAACUACAGUCAUACCUUGGUUUUCAAACAGCUUAGUUCUCAAACAUUUUGGCUCCCGAACGCCGCAAACCUGGAAGUGAGUGUUCCUGUUUGCGAACUCUUUUGGGAAGCUGAUGGGGCUUCCGAUUGGCUGCAGGAGCUUCCUGCAGCCAAUCAGAAGCCGCACUUUGGUUUCCAAAUGUUUUGGAAGUCAAAUGGACUUCCGGAAUGAAUUCCGUUUGACUUGGUGAUUUCUAAAAAGCUGAGCACUUGCAUCCCAGUCAGUUCAGAAGUCUGGCAAAGGAAAAUUCUGUAGAGACAGAUGGGGACAACUAGUCCUUCUAAGGCAAACAGUUCUAGUGCAAUUCCUCCUAAGGUGAAUUGGAUCAUAAAAUUAGCAUUUCCACAUUGGGGCAGAUAUGGGCACUUCCAUUUAUGGCUUGCUAGGAAUAUAAAUGGUAUGUCAAGGGAUCCUGGCAUGUUAUCUGUUCUGCCCAUUUACCUAAUGGGGCAGGGGAUGCAAGAGUGCUAUGGUUUGAUUAGGUACCUGUGGAUUAGUGGAAGCUCUUUCAUUUCUGCAGAGAAACCAUGAAAAGAGCAGCAGCACCAAAAAUAUAGAUUGGUGUUCCUUUGUGGUAGGUGGAUUUGAUUUAAAUCAGGUGUUUAACUUAAAUUGAUUAUUUGAAAGGGCCAAUUUUAUAUUAUUUAAAUCAAAUUUCCCAUUGAUACUUUAUAUAUUUCUUAAACAAUAGUGCACAUUUGACAACUAAACCUUAUAAUUUUAGCCAAAUAAAAUAUUAUUUACACUCUGAAAAAGAGUUAUUUGUCACAUAGUAUACAUUUUGCAUACUUUUUUACCUAGAGAGGUAAUGUCUUUAAAAUAUUUGAAUACAGAGUUUAAGUAUAAUAACUCCAGAACGCUGAACACUGGACAAUUUUUUCUUCUUUCCUGUUUUACAUCAUUCUGCUUUGCUCUAUCUUAGACCAGCCUCACCCUAACACACACGCAAAAAGAAGCAAAAUGAAAUGUCUGACAGUUACAGGGAAGAAAAGUGUUCUUUGUUUUCAUUAGGUGAAAGUGAAAUGCUAAUGUCUGAGAGGUAAAAUAUGUAUAAACAUAUUUGAGAAAUCAUCAGAUUGGUUCUUCAUAUACAUAGAAAAACCUCUUUCAACUUAAUGUAUGUGAUAGAUAUAUUGAUUCAGUUUAGAGUUAAUUGUGGGACUAACAGGUUUUUAUUAUGACUAUUUAAUAUUAAUAGUUAUUUGCUUUUUUCUCUUUCUCAUGUAUUUAUUUUUGCUUAGAUCAGUUUGUUUUUUAUUGUAAUGUAUUAUGAAAAUAUCAAAACUUUUAAAAUAAGUUUUCCAAUCUUGUAGAAAAUGGGAAUUGUGAUUUAUUGUUGAUUAUCCAUCCUGUCUUGUAGGAAAAUACACCUGCUUUUUUUGACUGGAGAGGAGACCUACUUCAAGCAGUCCAGUGUGUAUUGGAAAAGGAGCGAAACAUGUUACAAAGCUACUUACAGACACAUUUUUGCAAUCCUGGCUCUGGAGACGAAGGAUCAUUAAUAGAAAAGCUGGAACAUAUAGUGGAACAACAAGUAUGAGAAUUUUCCAGUGGUUUACUAUGUAAUAUUCGCCUUCUGAAAUCGGGACAAGAAAUGCAUCCUGUUAGAUAUUAUUAUUGUUACCACCACUCUGGGCGGCUCCCAACAAAAUAUUAAAAACACAAUAAAACAUCAACCAUUUAAAACUUCCCUGAACAGGGCUGUCUUCAGAUGUCUUCUAAAGUCAAAUAGUAGUUUAUCUGUUUGACAUCUGAUAGGAGAGGCACCUCUACAGAGAAGGCCCUCUGCCUGGUUCCCUGUAGCUCCAUGUCUUGCAGUGAGGGAACCUUCAGAAGUACCCCGGAGCUGGACCCUAGUGUCUAGGCUGGACGAUGGAGGUGGAGGCGCUCCUUCAGGGCUAUAACCAACACUUUGAAUUGUGCUUGGAAAUGUAGUGGGAGCCAGUGUAGCUCCUUUAGCACUAGUGUUAUAUGGUCCUGGCGGCUGCUCCCAGUCACCAGUCUAGCUGCUGCCUACUGGAUUAGUUGUAGUUUCUGAGUAACCUUCAAAGGUCGCUCCAUGUAGAGCACAUUGCAGUAGACCAAUUUGAAGUUAACCAGAGCAUAUACCACCCUGGCAAGAUAGUGUGCAGGCAGGUAGGGUUGCAGCUGGCAUACCAGAUGGAGCUGACAGACAGAUGUCCUGGACACAGAACUAACCUGUGCCUCCAUGUAGAGAUGUGAGUCCAAAAUGACCCACAGGCUGCACACCUGGUCCUUUAAGGGCACAGUUCAGGACCAGGGAGUCCCCCACUCCUGCCUACCCCCUGUCCCCCAGAAACAGUACUUCUGUCUUGUCAAGAUUCAACUUCAAUCCAUUAACUGCCACCCAUGAUUUUGUGAUCAGAUGAUCAUCUGUUACAAGGAAUCCCUUUAAAUCCAAGACACUCCUUCUAGCCCCCUCAGCUGCACGUGGGAUUCCUGAAGAGAAACUCCCUAGUGCAGCUGACCCCAGCUGAGGAGGCUUGCAGAGAUAGAUCCCUGUGCUAAAAAUCAGCUGGUUGUAAGGGCGUCAGUGCAUCAUGCAAAGGGUUUUGCAGCUGCUACCAAUCAGUUCAUCACCUUUUGGCCCAGCUACCUGCCCCGUACUUAACAUCAUAUAUGUUAUCAGGUGUAGGGCAGGUGGACCUAGCUGGCCAAUUUGACCACCAAAAUGGGGAGACUUGACAAGCUUAAUUAGGCCCACAAGCCAGGGGUUCCCCACUCCUGAUUCAAAUUAUUUCACCCAGCACUUUAUCUCAAAAGGUUCUUAGAAUAGCUUACAAAACUGUUAGUCUCUGCCCUUGGGCAGACGAAAAGGCAUGGCACAUAAGGAAAAGGGAAGGUGAGGAAGGAGGAAAAAAGCAAGCAUCUAUUAUUAUUAUUAUUACUUAUUAUUAUUAUUUAUUAUUUAAUGAUUGAAUUUAUAUACCGCCCUAUACCUGGAGGUCUCAGGGUGGUUCACAGAAAAGUUCAACAUAAAAACCACAAUAUAUAUAAUCAAAAUAAAAACAAUGCAAUAACCCCCUCUCAAAGAAGCACAUUUUAAAAGGGCAUAGAAUGUCGAUCAGAUCAACCAAAGGCCUGGUUAAAAUGGAACGUUUUUGUCUGGCGCCUAAAUGUGUAUAAUGAAGGCGCCAGGUGAACUUCUCUGGGGAGAGCGCUCCACAGAUGAGGAGCCCCUGCAGAAAAGGGCCAUUAUUGUGUUGUCAUCCUGCGGACUUCUCGUGGAAGCGGCACCUGAAAAAGGGCCCCAGAAGAUGAUUUCAGGGUCUUUAAUAUGGAAAGAGGCGGUCCUUGAGAUAUUGUGGUCCUGAGCCAUUUAAGGCUUUAUAGGUCAAAACCAGCACUUUGAAUUGGGCCUGGAAACUAAUUGACAGCCAGUGCAGUCGGACCAGGAUCAGUGUAAUAUGCUCAAACCAUCUUGCUCUGGGGAGCAACCUGACCUCUGAAUUCUGCUCCAGCUGAAGUUUUCAAACCGUUUCCAGAGGCUAUAUGUAUAAUGCAUUUCAAUAAUCUAACGUUGAGUUUACCAGAGCAUAGACAACAGAAGUUAGACGAUCCCUGUCCACAUAGGGAUGCAGCCGGGCCACCAAAUGAAGCCGAUGGAAGGCACUCCACGCCACCGAGGCCACCUGAGCCUCAAGUGACAGCAAAGGAUCCAGUAGUUAGGCUAUCCUUUUAAGCUACAGUAACCAGCCUAAUAUAACAACCUAGGUUGGAAAUUGGUUAUGUAGCUUAAAGGAUUGGAUGUAAGAAUUUACAUCCUCAAAGAAACUGAAAUAAGUUAUUUAAUAUGUAACAUGGACUUGUUUUCAUUUCAGGAACAACAGCAAAAGCUAGUUCUGGAGCAUCUUCUUUCUUCAGAUAGGAACAGCUUGCUUACUGAAAUACAGGACCUCGAAGCAGAGUUGCGACUGAUGCAUCUUCAAAGCCAAGAGAAGCUGCAACAACUCCAAGAAACACUUAUAAAUACAGAGAAUCAUCAGAGUAAACAAGAACAUCAACUUCGAAGGCAGGGUAGUACCUUAUAGAAGUUUACAAAAUGUUACUUACUUUUUACCAUUCCUUCAUUUGACUGAGAAACAGGAUGCAAGGAGUUAUAUCUUUAAUCUUUAUUUUGCAAACACUUUUAUCAUGUAAUAAUAGAAUUGUAGAGGUGGAAGGGACCCUAAGGGUCAUUUAGUCCAAGCAACUACAGUGCAGGAAACACAACAAAAGGAUCCAUGCCAGAUAACCAUCUAACCUCUGCUUAGAGAUCUGUGAGGAAGAAGAGUCCACCACCUCCCGAGGGAGUCUGUUCCAUGUUGAACAGCUCGAACUGCCAGAAAGUUCUUCCUGGUGUUUAGUUGGACUCUCCUUUCUUGUAACUUGAAGCCAUUGGUCCUACCCUCUGGAGCAGAAGAAAAUAAGUUUGCUCCAUGUGACAGUCCUUGAGAUAUUUGAAGAUGGCUAUCAUAUCUCAGUUUCCUCUUCCUCCUCAUUGUUAAAAUUUAUAUACCAUCCUUCAUGUGAAAAUCUCAGGGUAGUUCACAAGAUAAAAAUACAGGAUAGAAGCACAAAAUAAAUACUUAAUAACAAAACAAUAAUACCCGCCCCCAGCAAAAAAACCCACAACAUUUUAAAGGCCGUAAAAUAUUAAUCAGCCUAAGGCCUGGGGGAAGAGGAAUGUUUUUGCCUGGCACCUAAAGGUGUAUAAUGAAGGCGCCAGACAAACCUCCCUGGGGGAGAGCAUUCCACAAAGAGGGAGUCACCACAGAAAAGGCCUGUUCUCAUGUUGCCACCUUUUGGACCUCUUGUGGAUGAGGCACACAAGGAAGGAGGGCCUCAGAAGAUGAUCACAGAGUAUGGGUCCGUUUAUAUGGGGAGAGUCAGUCCUUGAGAUAUUGCGGUCCUGAGCCAUUUUAGGCUUUAUAGGUCAAAACCAGCACUUUGAAUUGAGCCUGGAAACUAAUUGACAGCCAGUGCAGUUGGGCCAAGAUCGGUGUAAUGUGCUCCAGCGGUCUUGCCCCGGUGAGCAACCUGGCCACCAAAUUCUGCACUAGCUGAAGCUUCCAAACCAUCUUCUGAGACAGCCCUACGUAUAAUGUGUUUCAGUAAUCUAACCUAGAAGUUACCAGAGCAUAGACAACAGAAGUUAGGCUGUCUCUGUCCACAUAGGAACGUAGUUGGGUCAUCAGAUGAAGCUUGAUGGAAGGCAUUCUGCUCCACUGAGGCCACCUGCUGGUUUUUUAUCAGUCAAGAGGGGCAAAGGUCCAGAGUGCAAGUGUUCACCCUGACCGAUCCCAGCACCUUGUCUGCAUCCUCAAGUCUUACUAACUGAAACUCCUCCAACACAACAGGACCAGACAGUGCUCUGGACACCCCAUGAGAUUCACCUGCAAUAACAGCAGUGUCAAGAUCCUGGUGGAUGUAAGCAAUUUUAUCCUCAAAAUGCUUUGCAAACAAGUCACAGUGAGUUAUCGUCAGUUCUGCCACCUCCUUCUGCCAGACUGUAACAGGCGCCACAGUACCCGGAAAAGCUCUGCUGGAUGGCACAAUGAGGAUGCAAUGGAGCUGACAAAGGAAGCAUUCUUUGCAGCCUUCACUGUCACUAGGUAGACUCAAUGAUGAGUCUACCAGUGUGCAAUUACCUUCAACCAGAUUUUGCUUCACUCGUGUUUGAACCAUCUCCCAGCUUGUUUCCUCGCCCUAAGCUCUGGAGUAUACCAGGAUGCCAGAAAGACUCCAUGAAGCAGGAGAAGGUGUUCAGGAUUAUCGUGUCAACAGCCUGAGCCAUUUGGUUGUUCCAGAGGUCGGCCAGGGCGUCACCAGGAGUGCCAAUCAUGUCAGCUGGGAAAUCCCCCAGAGCCAUCUGGAAGCUCACUGGAUCCACCAGCCUCCUCUGAAGGCAAACCAUCCUAAUAUGUUCCUUGCCUCUGCAGAGCGGAAAAGGUGCUGAAAGCCUAAAUCUCAACAGAAAGUGAUUGGAACAUGACAAGGGACUGAUGUCAAUGUCCCCCACUUUCAAAUCACCCUCUUCCUGCCCAGUUGAGAAAGCAAGGCCCAGAGUGUGACCUGCAACAUGCGUUAGGCUGGUGACAUAUUGGGACAGCCCCAUGGUCAUCAAGACAGCCAUGAAGUCCUGAGCCACCCCAGAGGCAGUCACCUCAGCAUUGUUGUUUCCAGUAUGUCCCAGAGCCAGCCACUGGGUCUUAACUGCUGCUGUCUUAGCCACUGCAAAUCAUCCUCCCCCUGGUCUUGCAACACCACCACUUCUCUGUUCUUCCUGUCCGUUCUCCCAAGCAUUCUUCCCUGCUGACUCUUGGAGAAUUGAGGCUGGGAUGAGAGGAAUUUCUGGCACUGUACCUCUUCAGAAAAAAACAUGAGGCCUACCCACUGCCUUGCUCCUUCCUCGUCUGGAUGCAAAGCCUCUUUUUAAAAGGUUUUUUUCUUUGUCAGUUAAGUGGUAUAUAAUUUUAUGAAAUAAACCAUACAUACCUUUUUUUGUAACAAGCAGCAACAAAGUAAUGAGUACAAUGGCCAUCUGUCUUCCACUCAUGAAGAAUCAAGUAUGGUUACUGCACUGUGACAGUAAAUCCCUCCCCAUCAGACACAGGGGGAUGAACUCCCACUUGCCUGUAUGUAAGAAGAAAAGGAAGUACCAACACAAUUACCCUGUUUGGUCCGUCCCCCUCAUUUUUUGCCUUAUGGGUUUGGUAUGCCAGAUGUUCUGACAGUGCUAUCGUGCAUAUGCGUGAGAACACUUCAGGGUGUUAGACGCUUCUCCAGAGGAGUUUCUACCCUGUAUAACCUAAGUGCCAUAUACAUAGUCAGAAUUCUACCACAUUAGAAUGCAGAAUUAGCAGCCAUUUGGUUUUCUGUCACUGGCUUGUCAUAGAGCUGUUCCUGUAUCUCCCCACUGAAAGAUUCUUGCUAAGGGUGUUUUUGAGAAGCUUUUUCAGGAAGACACUGGUAGAAUUCUAUGCAUGCUCUAACAAAGUAUUCUACAUCACUGCUAAGAAUGCCCAUAAAAGAUAAGGCAAGCACUGUUGGUACCUCAGGUCACUUGUUGGAGAAUGUUCAUACCUGUUUAACUUCACCAGUAAAAGCGUAGGUCAAAUGUUCUUGCUGGGUUUCUGUGAAAAAUGAGUUCCACAACUGAAGAAACUGAGAAUUUGUCUCUUACACAUAAUGAAUAAUGAUGAUGAUGAUGACAUACAGACUUACACAAAUCCUUCAUAUAUUAUUAUUUCACUUGGUCAAGUGAAAUUUCAUACAAGUAAAAAUCUACAUGAGCAGUGCACUGAAUCUGGUUUAUUGACUUGGCCUUCUAAAUUAAAUGUGCCUUGGAUAGGUGAAAUCUGAAAGUAAUGAAUGGCAGCCUUUUUAUAGCCUAAUGUGAAGCAAGUAUGGGAAAACAGAAAGUGAAGCAAAGUGUUGCCAACAAGUCCUUUCAUCCAGAAAUGUCACAAUACAUAUUGCAUUUAUGUGCCUUUAAAAAUCCACUUCAUUUGUCAUUUUUUAAAGUUAUAUUGGGGAAAUUACUUUUAAGUUAUUGAAAUGGAUUUAAUUUUUAAAAUUUUGUUGUAACUUUGUAUUUGUUCUCAGUUGAAUUACUAGAAUAUAAACUUCAGCAGGAGAAAUCCAUUGCAAGUGACUUGCAGGCUUCUCUAAAAAGUGAACAAGAGAAAUCCUCUGAGAUGCAUGAACUACUGAAACAGGAACACAGCGCAAUAUCGAACUUGAAAUCGGAUCUCUGUGAAAGCAAGCAAACAAAUGAGAGGCUCCAAAAAUCCCUACAGGACCUCCAGGAAGACAUAGUUAAGUACAGGUAAGGACUUCCAAGGGCAGUUCAGUUUGCAUUUAGAACAAUCUACAGCUACAAUUUCCAAGUAAAUGUCUUAUUGUGAAGUUCUUCCUGCUCUCAGUUUGUAUCAUACUGGAGACAUUCAGUUAAGUUCUGGGGUGCCUUUGUACCCCAAUCCUCCUGUAUUACAAAACAGUCCUCUUCUAACAACUUUCUGCAUUUCAGUAUUUGCCUAAAUACUGUGGUUUAAACCACUGAGCCUCUUGGGCUUGCCGAUCGGAAGGUCGGCGGUUUGAAUCCCUGUGACAGGGUAAGCUCCCAUUGCUCGGUCCCAGCUCCUGCCAACCUAGCAGUUCAAAAGCACGUCAAAGUCCAAGUAGAUAAAUAUGUACCGCUCCGGUGGGAAGGUAAACGGCGUUUCUGUGCGCUGCUCUGGUUUUGCCAGAAGCAGCUUAGUCAUGCUGGCCACAUGACCCGGAAAAACUGUCUGCGGACAAACAUCGGUUCCCUUGGCCAGUAAAGCGAGAUGAGCGCUGCAACCCCAGAGUCGUUCGUGACUGAACUUAACUGUCAGGGGUUCUUUACCUUUACCUUUUACCUACCCACUACCUCUAGUUGUGAUUUUUAAUGAUUGAUUUUACUAUACAAUCAAAGAACAACAUAAUUGUUGUCACAAAUUUCUUAUUCCAGUUCCCCUUUCCACAUGUCCCUGGGGUUUCAACUGCAGAGUCUCUUCCUGAUUUUUGUUUCUAGGACUCUAGUAUAGGAAGUGUUUCAGCUUGAGAAUUCACUGUUUAUACCAACCUGUGCUGAAACGUUAAAAGUUAAGAAGUGUUGUUCCUGACAUAAUAAAAAGCACUAUGCAAAGUGUUUUAUUCAUUCAUUUAUUCAUAUUCCCACAAAAAAGCCUGCCCAAAGAGGCUCACAAUAAACAGAUGCAUUGCAAACAAUUUCAUAAUGACGUAGCAAAACAAAAAUAUAAUAACCUACAGAACACCACGUUUGAAUACUAUAAAUAUGAUAAGAUUACUUGAACAACAUGCAGCAUCCAAUAGCAAAAAUAACAAGGGAACGUCACAGCUUCACCUUAGUCCUAGAAACACCCCUCCCAUGAUACUUGAUUGUUUUUUCUUCUUGCUCAGUUACUAAAGGCAUUGGGUUGUGUGUCCAGGUGUUCAUUUUACCUGGAGCAGAUCCAUUGAAAUAAAUGGGUGUGGUUAAUCUUAGGUCUAUUAAUUUUAGUGGAUUAUUCUGAUUAGAACUAAGUUGGAUACAGCUGCAUGUCUGCUAUAAAAACAGAAAGAUGCAGGUUAGCAGUUUUUUUUAAAAAAAUAAUACAUAGAACUUUUGUAUGUUGCAGUUCUGCACUGGAAAAUAAGGAGAAAGAUAUGACAGCUGUUCUUCAAGACUUCCAAAAUGAACAAGUUAAAGAAAAAGAACUACAGCACAUGUUAGAUGAACAACAACAUCAGCACAAGUUAAAAGAGGAAGAGAAGUCAAAAGCAAUAGAGGUAAAAUCUUGUGGGGAAAUUAUAGCCUUUUUUGCUACUCAAGCGUAUGUAUUCUGUUUUACCAUGCCUCUAAAUCCUGCUUUCAGGAAACCAUAAGUAAGAUUUUAUUUAAUUUUUGUUUGUUUUAAAAAAUGCAGCAGGGAAGGCCUUUUAAUAAAUGAAUGUAUUCUACAUCAGGGGUGGGAACCUUUUGCUUCCAGGAUUGACCUCACAAGUCAAAUAUGACAGGUGGGCAAUCCCAGACACCUGUCAUUCACCUCUCAUACUGAUUUGCAUGUCUCAGCCCUCCGCCUUUAAACUCCAGUGUUGGAGGUUGAAAAAGGGAGGGCAGGGAUCUUUGCAAAGGGCUUAAGGUAGCCUCCAGAGGACUGUCUUAAAGCCCUUUGGAAAAGUGGUCUUUGAAGCAGCUUUCUGUGUAUUGACAAAAUGUACUUUUUUCUGACUGACGGUCGAAUAAAAAGGAUGUUGAUGAUGAAGCAGCUUUCCCCCUGCUUCUGCUUAAACUUCGGGCUGAGUAAAGGAGUUCCUUCCCCCCUGCCUGAUCACUCAGAUGUUUAAAGGACAAGACUGUUUUUGCAAAGGACUUGCCCUUUGAUGCAGCUCUGCUUCUCCUUUAAGUAAGGCAGUAGCGAGAAUCCUUCACCACACCUGCUUGAAAGAAAAGUACACAAGGGGGCAGAAUUAAACCUUGUCCUUCCACUGCCUCACCAGUAACAUUGGUUGAUAAGUGGGUGGCAGUCAUGGCUAGUAACAUUUUAACUUUGUAGAGCUGCAAUGGGGGGGGCUGCAAUUUUUAAUUUUGCUGUUUUAUCAUAACAGGACUUGUACGAAACCUUUUUUUUUUUUUUUUUGGUGCCACAGUACAUGUGCAGAAAGUGCCACUGUCUCUACACACACACACAAAAUUAUUUUUUCUCUGCACUUGUAUGGACAGGGAAAGAGCUUCUGUGUAAGAGGGCCCAUGUAUGAUUUUCAAACAAGAUUGACCACAUACCUCUUUCUUCGAAAGUAAGCCAUACCACACAACAUAAGUUUCUGAAUUAGGGUAUUGAUUAUACCUAUACAUCUAUUGCCAAAAAACUGAACAAACACACAGAAACGUUUCAAAUGUGAAGAAAACUUGCUUCCAAUUGCAUGCAGUUUUCCUCCCCCAAAAUACCAAUUUAACUUUUAAUAAUCCAAAACAUAUUUUUCUCUAAAUUAAAAGUAUUCCAACUGAUGGACAACAAAUGAUGGCCAGGGCACAACAGAACAUGCAUAUUUGCAGUGCAUGGCUCAUUCCUGAAAAUGUGAGGUACCAUGCUAUUAUGCGAAUGCCAACAGAUAAUUAAUGCCAAGAAGAAUUGUCCAUGAUUCACAGUCUGGUCCUGGAGUUGAUAUAUACACAUUAUUUAAAAGGCUGUGGGUGACCUGCUGAGUUUGAGGCAUCAAGCUCCACCCUAGACAAAUAUGUGAAUUGUCGCUGGUCAAAUUACCAAUAAUUUAGUUAGAAUUAGCAAGUUGUGGGCUUCUGGUUCAGAAUCUGCUUUUUAAUUUUAAUUUACAAACUGGAAUUCCUCUGAGACAUUGAAAGUCUUGUGUAAUUGUAGUGAUAUUUCCCUUCUUCUGUACAGGAGUUGCAGGCUGCCUUGGAACUACAGUGCAUUCAAAACAACCAACUGUCUGUGGCUUUAGAGCAUGAACAGUCAGCAAACAGUAAUCUUCGUAAAGAACUUGAGAUUGAACAUUCUCGCUGUGAAGCAUUAUUGUCCCAAUAUAAAAAUAAACUCUUGGAACUGCAGAAAAGUGAAGAUGUUGAGAAGAAUCGCAGUUUAGAACUUUUAAGUGCUUUGAAACAUGAACGUAUUUUGACAGAACAGCUGAGCAUGAGAAUAAAUGAAUGUGGGUCUUGUAAGCAUAACGAUUCAUUGCAGGAACUGAAAGCUCAGUUGUACAAAGAGCGGUCCCAUGCCAGGAAUCUUUUAGCCAUAAUUGAGAAGACGCGGCAGCAAGUACUUGAUUCAAAGAAGCAAAUGGGUGAAAUGCAGAUGCCCUCUGAACAAGCUCCGAAAGAACAAGAGCUCCACACCACUUUACAGGCCGCACAGGCUGCUCUGCAAAGUCAAAAAGAGGACAUUAUCCAUGCCUUGAAGAUACAGACAGAGAAAGAUAUACAAAUGAGAAAGAAAUGGGAUCAGUUGCAGUCCAUUCUCAGAUUACUGAGGGAGCAGGAAAGAGGGACAGAACAAAGAAGAAGAGAAAUAAAGCAGGAACAACAAACAGAAUUUGGCAAACUGCAGGAACUACAGGAAGCUGGAGAAAGUCUGGUAAGAACAUGUGGUUUCUUUUUACUUUUUUCAGCCCUGGCUUGAAAAAGUUCAGAGGCCUUUUUACUUAUUUAUAGCCAUGGAUUUGUUACCUCAAUAGUCUGCCCUAUGAUACAAUAAAAACAUCACCACAAAGAUUAUUUUUUAUUUUUUUUACCAGUAUGCUUUCCUAAUUUGUAUUAUUCACAUUGGGUGUUUGUGGAGAAAGUUGCACCUUACUCAGCUUUGCAUAUCCCAGGAUAAAUGAGACACUGGUUUUACUAGGAUGCCUUCCCCCUUUUCAGAUUAUUUUAGCCUUUUAUACUUUGAAUGUAUAAAUGAGAGAACCUGAUAUGAGGGUUCAGGUGAGUUAAGGAUUUAUUUAAUAGUAAAGAGACAUAGAAAAGUGUGUUUCAGAGAACCAGUAGCGGCCCACAGGGAAGGAUAGCACUGUGGACCUGGUCUCCUGACACUGCCACAUAUCGGGGGGACAAGAAAGGUGUUGUGGGUGCCCUGGCAAAGCUAACCCAGUACUCUCACUGGUGCUCACUGCAGCACCACCCUUCCCACCAACCACUUCUGCAAAUAACAUUCCUCUCCCCCCCCCCCCCCCGCCCACUUCAUCUUGUUAGUAAUGGAUUUCAUGGCAUGGAAGAGCUUAGAUACUAACUUCUUCCUACAGCUUGUGAAUUAUUUCCUGUGUGCAUUGCAAAGUGCUACUUUAUUUUUAUAUAUUGCAAAUAGCUAUGCUUCUAUUCCCAUAGCAUGAGUUGGAAUUGCAACAUUGGCAGAACACUAGAAGAACAAAGGAUUUGCAACAGAUUCUAGAACACUUGGAGAAACAGGAAAGAUACCUUAAUUGUCAUAAAAAUCAAGAUGAACUUCCUCCAUGUCCUUCAAAAAAUCAUUACACCCACUUUACAACAGAUACAGUAAUGCUCCGUGUGGAGCAGCAGAAAUUAGAAAACAUCAGAGAACAGUUGCUCAUUGCUGCAGGUUAUCUUUCUGAGUUCAUAUAUAAAACUACAGAGCGGUGAGUAUUUUACAGGGAUCUUAAUUGAAACCAAUUUUGUAUUUCUCGUGUUUGAAAUACCUUAUCAAAACUGAGGGACCACCACAACUAUGAGACCUGGUUUCCAUAAUUUGUUACUAAUGUCUUAUCCAGUCCUAGUAAUUGGAAAUUUUCUCUGCACCAACUAGAAACAUUAGUUUCCUUGGAUAAAAUCCUAAAACUAUUACAUGUCAACAAGAUUCUUGACCCUAAGGCCCAUCUAAAACAGGCUUCCUCAGUCUCGGCCCUCCAGAUGUUUUGAGACUACAAUUCCCAUCAUCCCUGACCACUGGUCCUGCUAGCUAGGGAUCAUGGGAUUUGUAGGCCAAAAACAUCUGGAGGGCCGAGGCUGAGGAAGCCUGACCUGAACUAUUAUUACAUUUUAAAAAUUACAUUUUUCUGCUUUACCUUCAGUAAGGAAUAUGAAUACACUCACACACACAUACAUAUACACGUGCUCGUACCUGCACACGAUGCAAAGCAGCUCAAAGUUUGCACCUGCUGGUGCUGAUGUAACACUAAACAAUGGUCUGAAUCAGGCCUGAAUGUGGCAGUUCAUGACACUUUCAGGCCCCAGCUUACCAUAUAUGCUCAGUCUACAUGAACGUGGAAGGUAAGGUGUGCCUGAAAAAAGUGAUGCCUUCAUUACUUUCAUAAAAACGCAUUAGUACUUUUUUACUGGUGAAUGUUAUUCCUUAUACAGUUGGUGAAUUACUUCUGUUUUAUAUGCUGUCUUAAUGUCAAAUGGUUCAGGCUUCAUAUGUACAGAGGCAGAUCUGUUCCAUGGGACAGCAACGGAGUCUACAAUUACUUGGAUUAUUUCUUUUUUUCUACCCUUUAUUUAACAGAACAGUUAACUGGCCUCCUUCAAAUGAUGAAGCAGUUGCAGCCUUGUUGCAUAUAGUUGAGGAACUUAAAGCAGAGUUACUGGCCUCCUCCAAAUCUCCAGUAAGAGGGUUCAUUUUAUUUUAUUUUCAUAAGCCAUUGUUCAUACUUCAGUUAAUGCUUAUAAGCAAUUUUUUUUAAAAGAAAAAAAAGGCAGGUAACCCAUUUCACCUUUUGAGGGGGUUGAAGGAAGAGUUCAUCCUAAAUAUCUGUGAGCUAUUUUCCUAGCAGACAAGAGCUAUGCAGCAGCCAUGCUUGAUUCUAACUGCUCUAGCAACUUAAGAAGGAAAGCUCUGUCAUUCUUUUGACUGCUUCUCCUCAUUUUCCUAUCAGCAUCUCUCUAGUUUUGUCUUCCUGCCAGCUCAAGUAGAUGUCCUUGCUCCUUUUCUUUGUGCUUGCCUUUUGAGCUCUCUUUAACUUUCUCUUCUCUUUAUACCUUUUUACUUCAGUUCAGCUGUAUUCCUCUUUUUGCUUCCCCAAAAUCUCUCUCUUUACUCAUCCACUUUCCUAAAAAGAAAUCUCUGGGCCCCAUAAUUAAAGUAAAGAAACCAGCGGCUCCUCACAAGAAGAGCCGAUGUAUUUAAUGUAAGGCAGCAAAGGCCACAGCCAAAGAAAACAGCCACAGAAUCAACUCUGCUACAAUGGGCGCAUCCCCUGGUGGACACAACACUGAGUGAGCCAACAGGCAAUGCAGAUCUUCUUCAAACAAAAAUGGUUUGUGUUUUAGAGCCGUAGUGGAGAGGGAGUGCCUCAAAAGGAACCGUAUUCCUCCUUUCUUACCAUCAUACAGGAAUGUAUUUCAGAAGUGGAGGGAAUUACUAAAUUAGUGGCUGCCAGAGCCCUCAGCAGACCACAUGAUGCUCUUAAUGCUCCCCUAGAAAGACUGCACUUUUAUGCACCAGUUGAGAAUUUCAGGUGGCUUUCAUCCACCUUGGUGGCUCUGGAUCCAGUUAUCAAUUCAAGUAACCCCAGGCAUCGAAUCCAGUACACAGCGCUCAAUCCUCAAGAAAAAACAAAAGUCGAGACCCUGUAAGAGACGCUCUCCUUCUCCCUACUCUUUGCCGUCAGAAUCAUGACCCACAUACCAAAGCCAAAAAGGUACACAGAAAACAUGAAAACAACCAAAGGCCAGAUUUCCAGACCUCUCCUCAAAUCAAACUCUGCCUAGACUCCCUGGCAUGUGGGGCCUUAUCUGCUCCUCAGACUGCAUUCAGGGAGAGCCUUCCAUUUUUUAAUCUGAUGCCAGUGGGGAUCUGAAGAAGGAAAAUGCGCAAUGGAGCAGCACAUCAGACCAGGAUAUGGGGGUCGAGGUCCCUGAACUUCAUUUUGUAAAAAGAAUUUACCUGCCCCCCGCAAGGCUGCAGGACUUUGCCGGACUUGUGACUCGUCGCCACGGAAGAUGGCUGAAAUUCCAUCGUCUCCAUUUUGCACGGGCAAUUAGAGGCUGAUAUGAGAGUAAUCAGCCUCCCAAAUUCCUCCAGGGCCAGUCACCCAACACCUGGCCCCAAAUCUGGAGGGAAUAAGGGGCUGGGGAGCACUAGAUGGAAAGCCUCCAUGCAAUUCUGGCACUCUCCGAAGCUGUCUCCGCGAGCAACAAAUCUCCAUUUCUUAAGAUGAAAAAUUGGAUUUAAAUAAUGGGCAUGCUUUGAGUGAAGAGGGAGGAUUUUUUCUGCUAAUUAAUUCAGCCUCUGAAGAUUUAGAAGACUCAGUUGGAAAAGGGACUAUCAGCUGAGAUGCCGGUUUGACAGAACGGAAAGUGGGGGGGUGAACCUUUAUUUACUUUCCUUCGAUAUUUGCCUAUAUGAUUACAUUUGGCAAAUCCCCUCUGGAAGGAACAACUGCUGGACUUACUAAAGCAAGUGAGACUAAAAAUUUUGCAUUUGUUGAUAUAAUAAGGUUUUAAUAACUCUAAUAAUUACUAACUGUGUGGAAGUGACUGGGGGAAAAGGAAAAUCAAGGCUUUCAACUCUUGGUUUCCUGGAAGAAGAUCAAAAGACUCCCCUGGAGUAGAAGAGACAUCUCAUUAACAACUGGGGAAAUGCCAAAGAACUUUGGAUAUCUGCUUGGGAGGUUUCUGACGCAGUAUUAAUUUAACAAGGAGCCAGGAGUGAAACCGAAAGUAGACUGACCAGCUAGCUGAAUCAAAUUAUAUUGCUAAGGAAAGGGGGGGGGACCUAUAACAUUUUACUCCUCGAUAUUUGUACUUCCAGUUUACUUGGUAACCCCCCUCCCCGGGAAAAGCUAAUGUUUGAAUAGCAGCUGGUUAAGGAACAACAUUGGGCAGACGCCAUGAUUUGAUUUUAUCUGGACUGUGUGUCGAUAUGUCGAUAUGGCAGCUACCUGCAGUGGAAGGCUUCUGGACUGAUUCGGCAGAAACACCAGUUUGUGACGAGAGGAUGUGAAUUUACAGAGGGGAAUCUUGGAUUACAGAUUUGGACUAUAAAGAAGAAGAGUAAGACAUAAAAUCCACACAGAAACAUUUUAUUUGGACUUAAACUCACUUGCAGAAUGAACACAGAGGAAAAUAAUGAAGGAUUAACAUCACAAUGUAUUAAGGGAAUUAUUGUAAUAUUUUGAAAUGCAGCAGAACUAUGAGAGGAUUAGGAUUCCCUCCGAUCUCGAAGCAUGGGAAGUCAGCUAAAAAAUAAUAAUAAUUUAUAAUUAGGCAUAAUAUUGGGAUUUGCUUGACUAUUGGAUAAUUCGUAUAAUUUGGAAUAUAUAAUUUGGUUUCAUUGGGGUGGUGGGGGGAGACUUUGCCCAGGUCAGCAACAGCCUAAGGUACAUGGGUAACACAGACAGUUUUCCAGAGACUUCUCCUUCUUGCUCACUGAUGUGGUUUACCCCAUCCCUCUUCCCUAGUCACAAGGGAAAGCACACAAGCUGUAUCAGGCCAUUAUAUUUAAAUGUUGCUGAAUUUCAUUGCCUAUAUUGUAUUGAAUUUUGAAGUUUUGAACCAGUCUUUAAAUGUCAUGCUUAGAUCAAACCUACAUGUGUUAUUAACUCCAUGCAAGAAUCGGAAGGGACUACUUAUCAGGAGGAGAGACCUAUUUUGCACAAUGGCUUGCGAACAACAGAGCAUGAAGAAACAAAAACUAAUUUUGUGGCAGAAAACAAGUCAGCGAUGUCAUCUUCCAAUCUGAAGGUAAAAAUUUCUCUGCAUAUGAGCUGUUCUUCCUUUGAGCUGUUCUCGUGCAUAUCAACAGUAACAUACGAAGCAAAAUUUAGCUGGCAAUAGGAAGGGUGGGUAGGUGAGUAUAGUCCUCAGAGCAGGGGUUAAGGGAAUCUUGUGUUGAAAAUCUUGAACUCCCAAAAUGAGUAUUUAUUUAUUAAUAAAUGUACAGAUUACAACAUUUAAAUCCAUAUAAAACAUAAGAUGUUAAAAAUAUUUUUUAUUAAGAAACCGGAAGCAUUUCUUCUGGGUUUAAUCACAAACGAUAUUCCUAGCAACAACAAAAAAGUAUUUCUGUAUGCGACAACAGCUGCCAGGAUGCUUAUAGCAAAAAAUUGGAAGGGGGUGGAAAUCCCAUCAGUAAAAGAAUGGCAAAUUAAACUUUGUGAAUAUAUAGAUUUGGCAAAAUUAACGGCAGUCUUAAGGCGACAAUCAGAACAAAAAUUAAUAAAAGAAUGGGACUGCGUUAAAGAAUACAUGAAAAAACGUUGUUCUGGAGUAAAAAUAAGGGUAUGUAAUGAGUGAAGUUCUGCAGGGUCAAAGAAAUGAAGAAAUGGUUGUAAUAGGUAUAAAGCUAGAAGCAAUAUAAAUAUAACACAACAAUUAAGAAAAUUGAAAAUUUGAAGUCCCAAAACAGUGGAAGGAAGUCAAAGUCUAUGUAUGUUUUGUUAUGUAUUGUGAAUGUUAUGGUUAUGGUUUUUCUUUGUUUUUUUCUUUUUCCUUUUUGGUUUUAUAUGUAUAAUUUAUGUUGUAAUUUUGCUGUAAUUCAAUUUAUUUUAUUGAAAAAUAAAAACAAAAAACAUAAGCAACAUAAAUCAGUCAUAAUAAUAGUAAUAAAGAUACUUCAGUUCAAUAUGUCACAGCCAGCCAUAUAUAAAACUAAAAACUCCUGCCUAUUGAGCCCCCUCAUUAAAAACAAUCCUCAGCCAGUCUCAGUGCCACUGAAGGGGAGGCUUUUGAUCAUAUAUCUCCAGAGAGGAUGAUCCCUACCUAUGGGGCCCCUCCGAAAACUGUGCCCUCUCUUUCUGAAGGGCACACAAGCAGGGCCUCCAUUGCACAGUCCUAUGACCAGCUUCUAUGAGGGAGGGGCCCCAAACAAUUAAAGGCUUUAAAGUUACUGCUAGCACUUUGAGUUGGCCUAGAAGCCAGUGCAACAGAUGCAGAAUAGGUAUAAUGUAGACUGAGCAUUUAGCCACCGUCAGCACCUAGGCUGCUGCAUUCUUCAUCUGCUGAAGCUACUAAAGGAGAUUCCGACUCAACAUCAGGAAGAACUUUCUGAUGGUAAGAGCUGUUCAACAGUGGGACGGUCUCCCUCAGAAGUUGGUAGACUUCUGCCUUGGAGGUUUCUCAGCAGAGGUUGGAUGGCCAUCUGUCAUGGAUGCUUCAGUUGAGAUUCCCUUGGGUCCCUUCCAACUCUGCAAUUCUUUGAUUCUAUGAAGUAGUUUACAAAGGCGGACCCACAUAGAAUGCAUUGCAAUAGCGCACUCUGGAUAUGAUAAGGUCAUGGAUUACUGCAGAGAUUUGUUAUGCACAGAUAGGAUUGCAGCUGGUGCAUCACCCCAAACUGAUAAAAUCCCAAAUCUUCCCAAACUGAGAAAUGGCAAACUUGAUGAAGAAUUAGCUGUUUUUCCAAUAAAGCUGAGUUCUGGCUGAUCAGACCAGGGUGAGGAUUGUGUAAAGUGUUAUUAAAACAUUGAGGCACUCAAGGGGGAAGAGGAACCAUUAAUGAAUUAGGCUGCAAGCAUUCAUUCAUACUCACACAUGACCUGUAAACAUUUAACUGCUAAGAGCACAUAGGCCAGAGCUUUCCAAACUUUUCAUGUUGGUGACACGUUUCGCGACACAGUAAUUCAGUUUUCCUAGCAAACCGGAGGUAAAACCAACGCCUUUCCAGUCCUGGGAGGAGAGCGGGGAGCGUUUGUGCAACACACAAUUUGGAAAGCUCUCAGCCAUAGACAAAUGGAUUGCAGGGAAAUAUUGUUGAGGUAGGUACUGUUUGUAAUCGGUUUCUGUAAGCUCAAUGUUCUUCUCUCUUUAAAAUUUAGAUGCAAAAGUUAUACAGGAAGUAUUUGAGAGCUGAGAGCUUUAGGAAAGCUCUGGUUUAUCAGAAAAAAUACCUUCUGCUGCUUCUGGGUGGAUUCCAAGAAUGCGAGCAAGCAACCCUGUCCCUCAUAGCGCGCAUGGGCAUCUAUCCUUCUCCUGAUCUGACCAUCUCUGAAUUACGGAGCCGUUCGUUUACAAAGUUCAGGUCUGCCAUUAGAGUGGUGAUUGCAAUAUCAAGGUAACCAAACACUUUUCUUCAAAUAUCACCAAAUUGUUCCCUAUUUCUACAUUUCACUACAUGUUAUCAUCUAUUUUUUCUUUUUAAAGAGGAAUAAAAAGUCCCCACUGAAUCAAAAGAAUUUAAAUCCUCACUCAGUUGGCAAGCCAUGUGUCCUAAUGGAAGUGAAGAUGGCAUACCUGAAGCAACCGGGGCAUCUGCCAGUCAAAGUGCCUUGUGAAGUGUUUUUAUUGAAUGGGGGGUGUAUGGGUAGGGAAAGAAGAAAAUAAGGUUUUAUCAGUUUGAUUUUUUAAAGACUUUAUCCCAGAUUUUCCAGGGUUUAUUCCCCAGGGCCUUCACAUUUGUUACCUGCUAUCCACUUUGGCCUGGCAGUGGGCACUUGCUGAGGUGGGUGGAAAGAACAAAAGAAGUCAACCCGUUUUCUCAGCUGUUUCAUGCCCACUAGCCAUGUAGAGCUGGCAGUGGGCACUGAACCAGGGGUGGACUUUGGUAACCUUUGGCAGUACAGCACACUGAGUGAGGCCAAAAUGAAUCUUCUAAGUGAUGGAUCUUCUCAGUUUUGUGCCCCUUCGGCUCAGCCUUCUAAAUCCACCCGCACUGCCCCCCCACUGUAUAUGACAGGGGAGGUAUGUUGUCUGUCUGCCUGCCUGUUUGUUUGUUUGUUUGUUUGUUUGUUUGGCAAACUUGAUAUGCUGCUUGAUAGUUUACAAAAAUCUGCAUGUGUGGCCUGUGAAAUGUAGAAAUGCCCUUGGAUUGGGGGGGGGAGAUGUAUGUGGUGGGAGGGGCGUGUGACCACCUUGUAUGUUUUUCCUGGAAUUUUCACAGUAAGUGUGGUGGGUGGCAUUUGUACAGAUUUGUGACAUCUUGCAAGUACUAUGGAAACUAUUUUGCACACUGAUCCAUGUCUUUUUGCCUCAAGGUUAAAGUUUCUGGUGAAAAAAUGGCACAAAGUUGGCAGGAAAGAGAUGCCGUCGGAAUCUGUUUCUCCAAGCGUUAGACACAAUUCAUGUGAGAACUCCAGAAGAAUCCUGUGGAUUGAUUACAAGUUAUUAUUAGUAUAUAUCUAUUUGUGCAGAAGUGAACAACUAAACUCCUAUCAUAAUUGUGUAUACUUGUGUUCCUCUUAUUUCUGAGUAACCUAUUAGGCCACAUAUCUUUCGAAAAGUAUAGCUGCUUCCCUCUUGUGCAAGCAGCCACACAAACUAAGGGAAAUCUCUCGAUUCUGGAUAUAUGGAUGGUGAUGCGGAAAGCAGGAGUUGGGAAGCCAUAGAGAAUGCUCAGGACUUAAGUUUGCUCUUGUAGCAACUCAUAGUUAAUAGGCUUUUAAAUGUUUGACUGACUGCUGCAGUAUUGAUGCACGGCUUAUACAGUAAAAAAAAUUUCUGUAGGCUAUAUCUUACUUUUCAAAUGCACACGUUCCUUCCUUCCUGCAUUAUAAAAUUGUCUUCAUUGACCAUAGGUUCAGGUCUAAAUGAAUCACUGUAUACUGUUCAAUGUAGGUACCAGGGCUAGAAUCGAGGUGCUAAAGCAGCACGAGGUGUUCCCAGGUGAUGGAACUCAGGAAGCGAGACACAGCAGCAGGAGCAAUCUCUUGAGUCUUGGGAACUCCUCACCUAAACCACCACAGCAGCUGCAUAACAGGUUGGUGUAGAAUUUGUUUCAAAUGUGGGUGUCAUCCAUGCUCUACUUUUUUCUAACUAAUGUACCAUUCUGAAUCAUUCUAUAAAUAAAAACUGCAUUUAAGGCUUGAAUGAUUUAUGACAGAAGCAGGGAAUUUGUGGUCCUCCAACUGUUGCGGCAUGGCUGAUGGUUAGAAAUGAUGGGGGUUGUGAUCCAACAGCACCUGGAAGACCACAAGGGGCCAAUCCAAAGCUGUGAAUAUACUGCUCAGCUCCCUUUUAUAAUUAGAGUUGUACCUAUCCACAAAACUGAAAUAUUUUUUUUCUGUUUUUCGGUGGCAUAUUCGUUGCAAACAACGUUUAAUAUCUGCACUUCUUCCAAUUAUUGCUACACUUCAUGGUUUUAAAAAAAUCUAGUCUGUUGGUCAGACAAGGAAGUUUAAACUGAAUAUAGCUGCAUUUACUUUUUAGCAUGAAAACCAGGAUCUCCUUAAACAGGCUUUAAACUUCAUAUGAAAGCUGGAAAGCAGCUGGCGCCCCCCCGGGCUUCACAUGGAGGGGGUGUGAUAGUCAGGGCCUCCCAAGUCUGUCUGUACUAUGUUUUGCCCUUCAUGCUUAUGUCAGUGUGUUUGGCUACUUUAUGUACUGAGAAUUUUGUGUAUUGGGGAGGCUUAAUUAUUUUUAUAUUUAUGUCCUUACAGCACUUCUUCAGCUUCAUCUAAAGAUCCUGAACAUUCAUUAACUGAAUAUAUUGCUCACCUGGAGGCCAUUCAGCAGAGACUGGGAAUUAUUAUGCCAGGUAAGGUAGUUUUGAUGAAUUCUGAGGCAUGCAUUUGCCUUUCAGUCUUAAAGCAUGCCCAGCAACCCACAUGGAGACAGCCUUUUUUUGUUGCCAUGUCAAAAAAAUAAACAGAGAUGGCCCAAAAUACUUUCAAACAGGAAAUGAAAAUGUAUAACUUUAAAAAAAGAGAGGCUGAAAUGCUACGCACUUAUUUGGGAGUAAGCCAACCUAAACUCAGUAAACCUUACUUCAGAGUUAAAUGUGCAUCAUAUUGCAUUGCGCGUGUCCACAGCGCUAGCUCAAAACAUUGCUGCCUGAGACAAAAGAUCAAGUAGUGUCUCACCAUUCUUUUUUUUUUUUUAAUGGAUUAGGUGUUCAAUGCUAUAAACAUGACAGCAUCUUCCACUAUACCUGAGGCCAGCAGGCUAGUUUGGGGCAGAUCAAAUGCCCCUGCCUUACAGCACUUCCACUGCUCCCUUGUUCUGAAGCAGCUGCCUCCCUAUUGAGAGGGCUGCCUCUGCAUGUCUAACUUGCUCUUGUGUAGUUUUAUAUUUAUAUUUUAGAUCCUUUAAACUUAGCUGGGAGGGAGGGUGGAGCGAAGUGUCCACAGUUUCAGCAGCUCGUACCAGCACCAUAGCUUAGUUUAACUAUAUGAUUUAAAGUGGUGUUUGAAUUAACUUGAAUUUGUGUUAAUUUAGGACAAUCUCGACAAGAGAAACUUUGA
This is a messenger RNA of Podarcis lilfordi (Lilford's wall lizard), 81251 nucleotides long. Lineage: Eukaryota; Metazoa; Chordata; Lepidosauria; Squamata; Lacertidae. The record is from the annotation of a GenBank genome assembly.